AUGGCUGAUCCUCUGCGGAGGACUUUACUAGCGAAACUCCGGGGAAAGAAAUCCAAGAAAGGAGCGACGGUCGGCGGUGGAUACGGCUCUGCUGCUGCGGCUGCUGCUGCUGCUUCUGCGGUGAAUGGGGGCCGAGAAGGUAAAGAAAAAGUUUUGCAAACGCUGCGAGACUCCGACGAGGCUCGCCCGGUAGUGUUGCUCACAGGGCUGGAUUGCACGACAGAGAGAAUGAGUACGUACGAGAAUUGUGUUGACGGGACGAUGGUGCAGACAGGGGGGGUUGUGAUAGUCCGGGAGAGUCGGCCAGAGUUGGAGCUGGCCGGCGCACGUCCCCAGGAGCGAAGCAGCGGGGGCAGGGUUCGGGUUAAUGAGGAGCUCCUGGGGGUCUCACUUCAAAGAGACGAUCAGUUCGGGGGACAUGCGUUCAGGGAGGGACGUAGGAGCCACCACCACCAGGGGCCAAGAUCCGGUGGUCAAAUCGCGUUAUCGACAGGGGUCCCGCAUGUGCAGAGAAAACACUUCAUCGCGGUGCAGAAACAGUGCAGCGUGGGGGAUUCAAUCGGGUUUGGGGACAACUCCAAUCCAAGAGUAGAAACCAGGGUGGGUCAACCAGCAGAGGGACGGGUUGUUCCCACAGGGACAGAGCCAGGGGACAGAGGGCUCUCCCGGCACAUGGCAGGCACAGUCAUAGCGGUGAAUGAACGCAACGCCAACUGGACUUAUGACAACAAUCAAACUCUGGAGACGAACACGCCGGUUUAUGCGGCACUCAUUCAUCCAAACUGUGCGUCCAGGAACGCAGAAGAAAGCAUCAUUAUCAGAGAUGUGGAGAGCUAUGAGCCUGCAGAUACAGGGGACAUUAGAGGACCUGCAGGUACUGUGCAGAGCCCCACUUUCUUUCCUACAGAGUUAGAAAUCUGUGACAUAAACAUGGAGGAGACCUCUCUUAGAUACACUUUAGAUAGUGAGGAUGAUUAUUAUGAUAAUGAAAUUCUACCUUUUUAUGAGACUGUCAAAGCAAGAAGCGAUAAGGCAGAGGUUACAGAGCUGCAGCAGCCUGGUCAGGAUAAAGAUGAGAGUAGCAGCGCCCAGGAGACGGACAGGCUGAGAAACCAGUUAAAAGAAGCGUAUUACCUUCUUAUCAAUGCUAUGAAUGAUAUCAACAUGGAUGUACAGCAGAUUAGCAGUGGUUUUACUGAGCAGCAGGCCACCUCCUCCUGCAGCAGCCACUCCAGGGAUAGUCUGUGCUCUAGGUUGUCUGCCAAAAACAUGGACAGUGACUCCUGGUCCUCAGGAGGAGAUCACAGCCCCCAGCAGGUGUCUGACACUGACUCUCUGCUCCUGUGCCUCACUGGGAACUCUGAGUCAGGGCUUAAAGGCAGGUUGAACAGUAAGAGUUUGGUAAACCUGUCCUUUACUAAGGUUAGACCUAAAUUAGCUCGCUCCACUAGUGACAGUGCGAUCAGGUAUCCAGGUGGACACUCGCCCUGUUUUCAGACUCCAGAAACUUGUGAGGAAAAAGAGGCCGUAGAGAGAACAGAUGCAGAGAGGGAAAAAGUCACAGGAGCUGGUGAACUGUCAGAAACUCAAGGGCUUUACCAUGCCAUCAGCAGUGAUGAGCUGCUACAAGAUCCUGGAGGCGAUGAAGACCGCGGCGGGCGGCUCAACGAGAGCAGCAGCUCGGUCAACAGCCUCACGGGUUCCUCAGACAGCAACCAAGGCCACGACGGCAAACAGGGAGCCCGAUCACAAGGGGCCAACUCUGCCAACAAAGGGCCUGGUGUCACCGUCAACAAGAUGCAGGAGUGGAUGCAUAAGGGGCAGUUGCUGUCCUCAGAGAUGAAGCAGCGAAUCGAAGGCUCGUCCUCACCCCGUGGAGGAUCCCAAAGCCAGGAUCGUGGAGUUAAAUCUAUCAAGGCCAAGUCACCUACGAUCAAGUCAAGGCAACAGCAGCAGCAGCACCCAGGUAGGAAGGCUACACGGAGUCACCUCAGCUCCUGUGGAUCCUCUUAAAUCAAAGACCUCUCACCCUCCUUCCUCCGUCUGAUUGUUGUCAUCCUCCUCCACUCAUAGUAAACUCCGUCUGGUGGCGGUCCACCCUGCACUCCUCCUCUUCUGGAUGCAAAGCAAAGGGACGAGACUCCUCAGACCUCUUUGCUUUCCUUUUAACCGGUGGCGGGUUCUGUUCCUUCACACUAAUUUAGGUUCAUUUUAACACUAAAUUAAUCGCACAUCAGGUUGUAGGUCGGAUCACUCACAGUGUGGAUCAGUAACAACUAACUCACUCUCUCUGAUAGCUGCGGUGGUAGUCUUCAUGGUGUUGGUGGCGGGUUUUGUGUGUGUGUGCCUUUGACUUUUGACUGUGUUCAAAUGCCAUAUGAUUUUCUAAUUGAUGAUCUGUUGGUAUAAAUGUGCAAAACAGGAAAACAUCUGUAUCAUGAAAAGUGUUCAAAAAUGCAAGUUCAAGUAAAAUCAUAGAGAUAGGUCUAAAUUUUAUACGACAGGUCGAUCGGAGCUUUAAAUCAAAUCUUGUCGUUAUCCUUUGUGUGUCCGUAGAUGUAUUUCAUACGAUUUCUCAUCUAUUUUUAACUCAGAGUCAUUCUUUCUUGAAUAGCGCUGCUGUGUUUUGCUAAAUUAUUGAUUUGUGGAUUGAAAAACAGAGACUGCAAACUUUUCUUGAAUCUCGCUAAACCCUUGAAAAAUUCCACAAGCAAAACUGUCAGAUAUUGAUUAACGAAAGCCCCUUAAAUAUGAGAAAAUACCAGUUUUCUCAUUAGCGGAUAAGAGGCUAUUAGUCUUGAACUUUUAGGUUGACAAAGAAAAGUUAUGAUGAGAUUUGUUAGCUCUCUUUUUUUUAACAAUUUAUAAGUCACACUAGGAAUGUAUAGAAAACAACAGAAAACAGUAAAAGUGAGCACUAUUUAAAUUGUGUCAAUUUAGUUUGCAGAGUGUGGCUAACAUUGGCAGAGCUAGCACUCCCAGCCACAGGUCAGCCUUACAGUUUAUUACCCUUGUUGGUGUUAAACACAAUGCAAGACCCACACUUCAGGCCUGUGGUAAUGAACUAACAGCCAAAGUAGCAAUCAUUUGAUCCACUGACUAGUAGUCCACCAUGAGCUAAAUUUAAACCAUGUGUAGAUGAGUUUAGGCCGGUGUCGUCAGCAUACAUGUGUUAUUUUAAGCACAAAGUGGAUAAUGUUUCCCCCUCUGAUGAGUAGAUAGCUCUAUUAAUGAAACAUGGCAGUUCAUGAAAGAGACCAUUGUGAUUGCAAGGUUGCAUAAAACUGUUAAAUGGAGGUAAUACUGCUUGUGCCCAUAGGUGGCACUGUUACUAUGACAAAACGUAUAUGUAGGACCACUAACAAACCUGUGAAUAUUGGAGUUGUUGGGAUAUUGUGCUCAAGAGUUGAUGCGAUUCCAUAGGGUGGCGCUAUGGCUGUAAUUGAGAAGUUAUCAAAUGGAUGUAAUCAAGGGUGGACCUUGAUCAUGUGUAUGAAGUUUUAAAGAGACUGAAUGUUGUAUGAACAAGGGACAGCUACUUCCUGUUUCAUGGCAAGACCUUGUCGUUACUGUUAUGGCUGCACCCUUUGAUGCACAGAUGAGACUUUGAUUACUUUUUAUCUAUAAUCUGUCGACAAUCAACUGUGAGCAAUACUUGAUAGAUGGAAACCCCUAGGAGGAGUUUGUUUUCAUAUGGUCAGUUCAGUAGACUAAGGGUUUGCUGUUGAGUAAGAUACUUGGGGCCUAAAUACGAUCACUAGGUAGAAUGAAUGAAUGAAUAAAUGAAUGAAUUGUUCCAAAUGGCUUUUUGCAUUGUGUACUUUGGCCCUAUUAAGAUCCACUAACCCUCCUGUGGUACACACAGUCAGUUGGAUGAACAUCAGCCGUUUCACCAUUAAGGUCAAUAAGGUUCCUGCUCACUGUGUAGUCCAUGGAUUUCUUCAUCAAGUGACUCUAAAACAGGUCAGCUAGCCUGUUCAGUAACUGGAAACUGUCAAUGUGGGAAACUUUAUACUGACAUAUUUAGCACUGGCUCUCAUGUCUUCAACCAGUGGCUUUUUAAGUCUCUCACACGUAUGUAUAUGCUUGCGUGCCAGCGUGCGUGAUGUUCUGACAGUGUUUUCCAGUGUAAACAGAUGACCUGCCAUGUGCACAGGCUGUUGUUGACUGUCACUGUGUUGUGCUGCUUGAAAUAGAGAGUGAGCUGCUGAGAGGAAGGCCCUCUGUGUUUGACUUCCAACCUCUUUUGGCUCUUAAAGCUCUAGUUUUUGCAUCUCCAGCUCUUUCCUCUUGUUAAAACGAGAACAGGACUCUUCUUCAUAUAAAUUUCCAAUUUCUUUACCUCCUCGAUUCCUCAUUUUUUCCCUAUUUCGCUCCACUUUCCCCUCUCUGUCCCCACUGAACUUUUCCACAGCUGUGGCCAGAGGAAUCCAAAGCAGGGGAGAAGCCACUGCAGUCUCUCUCUGUGGUUGUGUGUGUGUGUAAGUGUGUGUUUCAGAGUGUGUGUUUAAGGGGGGGUUGGGCUGUCAUGUUGCCUUCCUCCCCAGUCGUUUGCUCUGGACAGCUCCAUGGUAACUUGCAUUUUAAAGUGACUCCGGAUUGAAUAUUUAGGAUGCCAUUCCUGUUGUUUAACUUGUUUGCGUUGUGUCACUUAAUUCCUCGCCAUGAAUGAACAAAAUGAAGGGCGAUUAAGUAUUUAUUAAGGUCAGCCCUGGGCUUAUCUUGCCCCUGUGGGCCUCUCAGGGCCUCACAAAGAGCCAUUUAAAAAAAGAAAUGCCAAAGCUCUCAAAAGCUUCGGUGAAUUGCUUGUCUUGGCUGGAAACUCUUCAUUGAGUUUAUAGCUCUCUGUCUUAAUUCAUGCAAAUAUUUAGACGUUUCAACUUUCUAAAAAUAGACCCUCUGAUUCCUCCCCUGAGUGUGAGUCGGAAAUCAAACCUCAGUAUGAAGUCACAGAGCGAAUAGUUAGCUUAAUCAGACCGAAGCUAAUUUACGCCUGCUGAGACUUGUGAUUUAAUUACUGUGUUAAAAAAAAGUAAGACGUCCAUCAUCUCCCACAGCUGAUAGCGUCACUCUGUACUUGUACAUAUGUGGGUGGUGAACAUGCACAUCUCUGCCGUGGUCAUGCAUGCUUGUAUUUGCAGGUGGAGGAUUUAUAGUUUUGUUGUGUUGUUGCAGCAGCAGAGUCUUGGGUUGCAGGCAGGCAGAGUACAUGUAUCAUGUUUUGGCCACAGCUGAGCUCAGGAGUGGUGUGUCAGUCAAAGCUGGUGUUGAGAGUAAGCCAGAGACACCUGAAAAUGAGGGAGUUUGGAAUCCACACCUGGGAGGCAGAUUUUUUUUUCUCUUGUUAUAUUUCUUUUUUGUGCAGCUCAGACUGUGAAAUAUAAUCUGUUGGAUGUAAGUACCAACCGCUUUGGAAAGAGUAGUGUUCGCUUAGAAAAGUGACACUUUUCUAUGUUAUCUUUGUCAAAGUGGAAAAAGUUGUUUAGCAGGAACAAGGUUGACUUUUUCAACCAAGUGCUAUCGUGAAAUAUUACAAUGUCAAUGUCUUGGUUGAAUGUGAAGCCACUCAGCAGCUGGAAAAACUGGCUUAACUACACCCAAAGUUCAAAUAUGAUCUAUAAGUUAAUGAAGAUUUGGUAUAAGUUAAGUUUUCAUCUUAGGAAGAGGCAUCAUGGUGAGUAGUAGAUAUGCUCCAUCCAUCAUUUGGUUAUUAUUGAACCUCCUUCUGGUUGGUCUAUCAUGUCACUCAACAAACAAGCUAGCAAAAGCCUAACUUAAUAUAAGACCACGGACGAAAACAUGGACAACUUUACGGCUCCCUAUGUUUUGUAUUUUUGUCUUUUUUAACUUGCAAUUUGACUGCUGGUUGAACGCUCAGGCUGCAUGCACUAAAUACUUAAGCUGGUUUGGGGCAGAUUAAGACGUUUACAUGCAAGAAAAUACAGAUAUCCAACACCAUAAUCCAGAUAUGUAACUCCAAUUUAAAGAUAUUUAAACAAGUUAGAUUUUAUUCAAAAGUCCAGUGUUCAUUAGACAGAUGCAAUACAUUAAAUCUCCAACAUCGCAGUAAAGCCUUGUAGUUCAGGGUAGAAAGGGAUAUUUCAAUACAGACUUGAAUGGGGUCUGUUUGACUUUCGGAACCUGCCUCAAGUGGACACUUGAGGAACUGCAGAUUUUUUUUCACUGCAUAUUUACAGUUUAUUUUUUUUUUACUGCUGGUGUUUUAUAUGAGGAGACAGCUUCUUUUGCUCUACAGUUUUCCAUCUUCACACUUUGUUGUUCAUACCAGGAGGUUAUAUGAGAUGUAUGAGUCACAUGUCACACUUUGUUGUUUGUAUAAAUACAGAUUUGUUUAAAUCUUCUAUUAACCCAGUUGAGCUGUAUCCCUUUAUUUGUAUUUAUUGUGCUAAACUGAACGCCUUCGUAUAUAUCAUUAAAAUAAAAGAGGCAAAAGGUCUUUCCAACUUAAUCUUGACACGCAAGUACACUCAAAGUUUAACUACCUUUUUGAGAGUAUUUGCCAAGUCUGAUGCACAUAAGUCAUUUUGUACAGUACUGCUUAUCAUUAACAUACAGAUCUCAUUAAUUCCUGCUUGCUCAGUAGAUUCAGGGUGCAGGUGUAAUAUAACUCUCCCCGACUGCUGUCAAGUCAUGUCAGAACGAUGUGGCGUUCGGUUUCUGCCAGAAACCUUGUUACUGAGCUGCAGCGCUGUUGUUUUCUUCACACGGAGACACGCAGCGCUGAUGGUAAAGGUCCAAUAACUUGUCUUGUUGGUGUGUCUGUUCUUGGACAGAUUUAUGGAGGAUGGUAGCCCUAAAGACAGAUCAGGUGAUGAAGGAGAAACUUGUGGCAUGAGGGGUUCAUACCAGGAGGUUUUAUGAGAUGUGUGAGUCACAUGGCGUUGUCUCAAACUUGUUUGGUAAUUUGAAAUGAUUGAUUAUCAGUAGAAGCGCCUCUGUUGUGCUUAUUAGUUGGCAGCAUUUUACCAAAGGCUGCUCGUCAGGGUUGUUAGUUGUCUUCAUUUAAACUGUAAUUUUGGCCAAAUUGGGUCAAACUGUGAGACUACGAGACCGUUUUGAGCGUGCAUAGUCCUCCCUCUUUUACAUUUUAUCAGUGUUUUGUACAGACACAUUGAGACAAGACAGAAGAUUCACUGAAAGAGCUGCAACACUGAAAAGAAUUUGGGUCUGAGGCCAACACACUGAGGAGGAAGUUGUAUUAGCGUUAGCAGACUUUGCUGCCAGGACGCCUCAGCGGGAUGCAAGUGUUGACAUGUGAUGCAACCCUGGACGAUCCCAGCUCUGCCCUGGUGUAAAGAGAAAAAUCUACACCAAGAAUCCUCAUUAGCAUAUGAAUGGGUGUCAACAGGAAUGUAUGGCACACAGCUAAAGAUUCCCUCUGAAGGCGGGGAGUCUUAAACUUUGUAUACACAACAAAAGUGUUGUCUGUACGGAGGAGAGAACUAGCUGGUGUGUGUUUUUCACUCAUCAAAAGAGGAGAAAAAGGAAAUUCAGGAAAUAAAGGAGAGCGUAUGGGAAAGUGGAUCGAGUUUUGUCUAAGAGGAGAAAAAGAUUCAGCCAUUCAGAAGAUCAAGACAUGAGUAUAAUUGGGUUUUCUGUCAGGCUAACGUGGCACAGGUUCACACCAGCUCAUCCAGGAAAUACGAUUUUUAAAAAAAAGUUUGCAUUCCUCUCUGCAGCUCAGACGAACCCACAUCGCUCCUCCCUGUCCUCCUCUCUCUUUUCUCUUUAUUUUCUCACACAGACGUGCACCCUCGUAUUAUGAGCUCCAGCCAUCUGUUACCUCCAGGUCAGGGGUGUGACUUUAACGUGCCCCAAACACAUCAUCUUCAUGCCACUGUGGCGCGCAGGGAGACAGGCGGUGAAGUAAAAACUGUCAGAAUCCAUUUUUGUGUGUGUGGUGUCAGCAGGUAUCUGUGAUCUACAGUCCCUGACACCAAAAAUCGACUGAAGUGGAAAGUUGUGGCUCACAUGAGAAUUCUUGGAGAAGUCUUAAGUUAUCGUAAAUAAAACAUUGAAUGAAUAAUAUGCUCUGCCUUGUCCCCAGAGGCCACCGUCACCUGAGGGGUGAGCAAGCGAGCACUUAAAUAAAAAGUAGAAACGACUGUCAUUGUACUGCAAAAGGUGUUAUCCAAGUGUUGCGUUUACAUUCCCACUUGUUAAUAAGAUAGGAUUAAUAUCAGAGCACAAAAUCUGUUUAUUCAUUCAAAGUAAGAGUAAUAAACUAUCGUACUCAAGACAAAGUAAAUCAACAGUCCUACAUAGUCCUGUUUGCCCAUUUUAUUCAAAAGACGACUUCAGAUGAAUAAAUGAUCUUUAUUGUGUUGUUAUUGUUAUCUCUAGAUUAACUUAUCUCAUUUUCCUUCCCUUAUACUUAAGUGUUGACGUCUGUUGUGUUUGCUUAGGGCUGAAAAUGUCUCAAUAUCCUGUAUGUUUCACACUUAAGCCGUCAUCCUUUCUCCUGUCAGUCAGGUCUUGAGGAUGUGGUGUGUCUUGUUAAAGCUGUUCUUUUUUAAUAUGAGUCGUAACUUUGAGGUUAUUUUUAAGAAGAGUCGACGUCCUCAUCCAUUUUUCACCAGGCUGAAUCAGACAAAAAGCAGUUAAAGUGGAAAACGAUGUAGUGAAGCGGGAUGUUCACAGAGCUGGAAAGCCGCCAUUUAACACAAAUGGAAAAACGGUUAAAACCUUGUCGUCUAACUUAAACCGGCGUCCUCCUCUCGCCGCGUGUUUCUCCUCCUGUGUGACAGUGGAAGGAGACACAGCGAGGCCGUAAAUCUGGAGCUGUGGUCUGGAAUGCGGCUCGUGUCAGAACACGCUUCCUCUUCCAGUUAUGAAAGACCCCUUAAAGGAGAUGUGGCAUGCCGGCAAACGUCUCACCUAGGUCUCGUGUUACCUGAUUGAGCGUUGGCAGCAGAGUCUGCAGGUUUUUGGAUCUGGAUUCAUUUUUUUGUUGCCAAUUUGUUCGUUCCUGACACCCAUAACACAUUUGCUUUGUGGCAGUGGUUAAUAUUUGAAUGCAAAUCAACCAAAGAGUGUUUCUCUUAGAAAUCAUGUAGGGACCGGCAUCGAGUCUUGACCGGUGAGGAUUGUAGCCUCUGUAAGUGGGAAACCUGAAGCAGCUUCCUUUGAGGACAUCUAGUCAGCACCAGAAUUAUUUUUAGGGUCAACCAAUUACCGUAUUUUUUGGACUAUAGGGUGCUCUUAAAAUCCUUAAAUUUUCUCAAAAAUUGACAGUGCGCCUUGUAAUCCAGUGCGCCUUAUGUAUGAUUACUUGUUGUGUUUACUGACUGAUUUUAUGUGGUACAAUGCGCUCAAAAAUCUGUCGAAAUGUGUAGGCAACGAAGCCGCUCCGCUCAUGGAUAUUCGGAGCAUUACGGUACGCUGUGUCACUACCUGAUCGGCCCCGUAACAGGACCCCUGAGCAGUCUACAAGACUGCCUGACUGUAAUGUCUAAACUAGAAGUCCAUUCAUGUAAGACAGCCUGGGCCCGGAGUACGCCCCAGCAACAAUAAACCAAUCAAUGCGCCAAUGCUUAAUGCGCCUUUCACUGACUGACUGUCUUGUUUAAAAAGAAGCCGGAUGUUUUAUUUUGUGUCUUUGCCCGACUUCCUUUCCAGCACGGGUUAAUCUGUGCUGAAUUUAUCUGGCAUGCUCCAGCGUCCGGAACUCUUGCGAUCAGCUGCGGAACGGAAAGAAGCCAGUGGAAAUUGACACAUUAACUUGAAUUGUUACGAUCAGCUACGACAGGCGUAUACAGCCUUUUCGUAGCCGUUCCGGAUGUGGUGGAAAUUGGAGGUAAUUCGUUGUGCCUCAUCGCCCGAAAAAUACAUUACUUAUUUUACAUUAUUGUAGGUCCAAAAUGUCGAGUCAAAGCCGUAGCUCAUUCACUCAUCACUAGCUGGGGCUGUAUCUCCUCUCAGUGGCUGUAAUGCUUUAAUGCUAUACUACCUGGAUGUAAACAGCACAGAUGACAGGUGGUAUCUUGUAGAGGGAUCCGAUAUGGAGGGCUGUGUGUGUUGAUCUAGACUUGAGAUCAUAUUUCUUAACCAAUCUAGUUGAUCCGGCUGUAAUGAGCUUUUCUGUUAGUUUGCAAAACUUUGACUUUGUUCCUAAGUAAAAAUCUUCGAUGGAUUUCGGAGGGUUCAAAGGUCACCUUUGAGGCUCCAGCACCUGAAAACAAACCAUAACAGAUUACAACAGUUUGCCAGCUUUGGCUGACACAUGAACUCAUGAGACUUGAUACGGUGCCAGAAACAUGCUGUUUGUUUCAGCGAGUAGUUUCAACAUGCGAAUGCAAACACAGCUCUCAGACACGCUGAAGAUUUUCAAGGAAGAAAAUCGUCUGAAAUCUGAACCAGCAGAAAACAAGAAACACUUAAAGAUGUGCUUGACAUCCAGGCUGAGUGGCGGUCCGAGUGAGAAACAGAUGAGGCUGCGUUUGUGCCGUUCAAGCUGCUUGUUAUUUUGGAGAUUAGGAGUGCCUUAAAAGUGGCCUCUGUUCUGGCCACUGAGAGCUGUUUUAUAUCCUCAGCGGUGUCUUAUAUAAUCAGCUGGAGCACAGAGGAAUGGCACGUCGUCCAACAGAAGCAAUUUCAUCCCACUUUAAAUCAUUCCUGUCAUAUUUCCCAAGCGGGGGAAAAGUCAAGCAGUGAGUGAAGAAGUAAAGUUUAAAAGUUGUUUUGUUGUGGCGAAGAGAAGAAAGUGAAGAGUUUGAGGUUUUUACAGAUGGCAGCAGUUAAAGGAAGUCAACAGUUGCUGUAUAAAGUCGACUUGUAGAUCAAGACGGGACUUCAUAUGGAGGCUGUUUGGAGGGGCUGGUCCACUUCCAGGGAAAGUAAAUCCCGGUGGAGCCCUGUGCUCACUCUGUGCCGCGUUCAGGGCUUUUUCAAUAAAAGCAACCAAGCAAAGAAAAUACCUUUGUCUCAAUCGACUGAGUAGAAGUUAUGUAAUUUGAAACCAUGUGAUUUUUAACAUACUUCAGCCUUCCUCUCUUGGACUCGUCUGGAUUAAUAAUAACGCAGAAAGAAAAAAAAAGUCUGUUUGUUUUAUUCUGACUCAUUCACACUCCUUUUUUUUUAAUAGCCUCACUCUGGAUGUUUGAUUUCGUUAAGUGAAAAUAUUCCGCAGGUCUAUAAUUUGCUCAUGCAGCCUGGCGUGCACGAAAAUGCAUUUCCUCAAGGAAAGGAGAAGUUGUCAUUAAAGCAUGUGGAGGGGCUCGUCUGCGAGCUGCUCACGAUCAAAACAGUCUUUUACACGAGCCUGCUCUGCGUGUCGGAGCAGGACCCUGCCUUCAGCACCUCACACACACAUCAACACACACUCGCACAUGCUCAGAGGUUGUUUUUCUCCGGCUGUAUCUGCUCAUCUUAUGGAAAUAAAAACAAGUCAAAUCACUCUUUCAUUAUCGUAAAGCUAAUUCCACUGAUUCUUUAGAGCUGAGCAGAAACUUUUAAACAGCUUCUUUUAGGCGUUAAAGGGCCAUACCACCAUUUUUACUUUUUCCAUCCACAUAUAUUUUGCCACUGUUUGCACUUAUUGUCACCCCUGCACACACCCUCCUUUCUCUGCUCUAUUUUCACAGCUGUAAACGCCAGCAGUUUCUCACUCCUGUUUUUUUUUCACUGUGGUUGAAGAAAUGUGCGCUCAAUCCCUCCAUCUCCCUGUGAUCUUCUUUGAAUCCAAAGCCCACAUAUUCUCGAGGCGUCACUGAGGAGAAAAGAGGGGGGGAGGGGAGGUGCCUCGGGAGGAUUGUGGUAGUGAGAUCGAAAGUUUGACACCGGUCGUAAAAACAGAAUCGCAAUAACGCGUCUGAAAGUUAUGAAUCAAUUCAGAAAAGAAAGAGAGGAAGAGGUGUUUCUCUUUUGUUUUGGUGACGGUGAAAAGCAGAGUAGAGGAGAAGAAAGAGGGGAUGUGAGCGGAAAAAGGUGAUAAAACCUUUUUCACACCUGUGUUUUCUUGAUACAGAUGUUUUCCUCGACUUGGCAGGACAUGAAAACUCCGAGAUUAAAGUGACUUCAGUCAAUAAUUGCUAAAAUUAAGAUCAAAGUCAUAAUUAGUGGCUUUUUAUUCCAACCAAAUGAUUUUUUUUUUACUGUCUCCUGGCAUCGAGUAAUAACUCCCACACGCUCUCUCUGUCCUUCUGUCGCUCACUCAGCUUUCAUUGAGACUCUCCAGACCCCCUGCGUCAACGGCAGGGAGGCGGGCCGGGCCUGUGAGUCUCCAUCGUUAUGGCGGCCGCCCCUCACCACCAUCACCGUCUCCAAAAAGCGCAACUGGCUGCAGCAGAGCUCCCUCGGGAAGAGUCACUGCUCCAAGGAUGAGCAGCAGGGAAUGCUGGGAGCUGAGGAGGAGGGCGGCCAGAACUCCCAUCAUUCGCCACCUCCUCCCAGUCCUUCUCCAGACCAUCUGAGACCCUCAGGGGGGACCACAGCACGGCCGGUCCGACUGCAGCUGCCUCAGGUACGCCUCGAUGUCUAUCUUGUUUUUUAUCCAGAAAACAUAAAAACUUAACUCUGUUUUCACCUUUGGGAAAAGAAAAUAGCAGUGAUUCAUCUUCUGAAAGCCGCAGAAUAUGUCCAGGGAUUACACCAAGAUCUGAGUAUCUCUUGAUCUGAAAUUUUGCCAAGGUUUAAUGGAAGAUAAGCUAGUCUAGUGCUGUUUUGGGCGUCCCACAACUUGGCAAACUACCUACAGCUGCAGUCUGGAAGAACCCACAGUACAUUAAAGCUAUCCAAGGAAGAAUAUCAGUUAAUUAAUUCAUUAAAUCUGUAAUGUACAAAAACUGCCCAUCAGUUGCGUUUUGGAGGCAUUAAUCUGUCCUACAAUUAAAUACUCAUUAGGAACCUUUACAGUGAAGCUGCAGAAAUUGAUGUUUCCCAUUCACUUGGAUGUUGAACUUUCAAGAAAGAAUAAAAAAUGAUGGUGGGGUAGGCAGGAUCAAAGGAAGUGCCAGUUUUUAGGAGAAAUCUUGAAUGUAAACUCUACCCCUCCCCACCAGUCUUGCCCUCAGCUCCUCCUCACUCCUCCCUCUCUGCUCCAGCAAGCCCCGCCCACAAACAGACGCUCCUGCUGGCUCGUAUCAUUCAGAUUAAAUUCAGAUAUAAUGCAGAUAAAUACUUCAGGUAAUUACAAAUGGAGCCCAGUCAAUGUGAAAGUAAAAAGCAUUGGUGCUACUGUAGAUGCCAACAGACUACCAGCAAACACAAUGUUUGCAGGACUUCUAAAACUAGGAUAAAGUGACAUAGUCCAGGACCCGAGGUCAACAGUUUAGCGGCGCUACAACACGCUACAGCAGGUCCGUUUGACAGGAAACACUUCUGUUACAGACACUUGUCUUACUUUGUUAAAGCGGUUGACCUGUCCAGCAGAAAUGUUACAGGGUCCGCAAGAUCCCAAAGCGUCCUCCAUCAUCAUUGACCCGGCUUUUUAGCUCUUGUCCGGUGGUCUACCUCCUUUUUAAGCAUGCGUUAUUCCGCCAGAGUCUCUGGUAUUUAGUUCAUUUUCUUGUUUGUGUUGGCAGUCGCGGCUAAAGGAGGAUUCAGAAAAUUUUCCGUACUUUCAGGUUGGUUCCUACUGUCUGAUAUUGUAGCACGCUAACUUUGUUUGGGCUCCUGAACGACACAGGGGAGCAGCGUCUGCCUCACAACCAAUCAGGACGGCUUUGUUUACAGUCAGAAAGAGCGGAGUGCUCUGAAAUUUUAAAAUGUUGACUACACAGACAUAACAAAACACAGCGAUAUCGUUAUAUUACCAAAUGUCAUCAAUGACGAAUAGCUAUUGACUGAUAUUAAAAGCUGUUUUGUAUAUACACCACAAAAAAGAUGCUUCUUUAACAGAUUCCUGCCUCCCCCACCUUUAAAGCUAAACACACACUUUGUCCUCUGUCUUGUUUUAGGCCGGUGUGGGUCAGGCUAAGGUAUCCCCUCACCCUCGGAGUGUGGACCCAGCCGAGGAGAAUGACGCUGACGACGAAGGGGAGAUCUGGUACAACCCCAUCCCUGAGGAUGACGAGGUGGAGAUGUCUCACCGACCAUCCAUUCAGCUGCUGGUUCCCUCUCGAACGGAGCUCCAGAGGAGGCCGAGCAGGGGGGCCGACGUGGGUCACGGCAGCAGGAACCUGGGGGUCAACGGCGGCUCGGUGCUAGAGGUACACGGAGAGAGCUUGUGUGGUGGAGGAGGAGCAGGAGACGGGAGUCAGGGGAAUGCUGCACAUUCCACAGAGGCACCACAUCUGCACAGACAGAUGCUCGCGUGCAAGCCCCCGGAGGAGGGUGGGCCUUCCACCAGCAGAGCUACAGGUAAGGCAUUUAAAGACACCCACGCACCCCUUCACGCUCUCUUUUUUACUCCUCUUUCUGCUUUUUUUUCACUUCCUCAUUCACCCCCUCACUUUUCAUUGGGCCUGAUCCUGGAGGCCGUUUAGUGUCUGUCGUUCAUCUCUCAGCCAGUCCCUCUCAGCAGAUUUUUGUGGUUGUUAACACCUUGAGCGCUAAUUACAGCUGUUGUUAAAAUUGUUCCCAAUUUAGAGGAUCAAGAGGCCUAUUUGGCUGAAAGUAAUCCCUGGCUGACUGUGGCUCUGCCUGGAGUGUGAAACUUUAAAACUGUCUUUGUCUGAUUUUCAACACACCUAACAUUUACAUGAUAAUUGCACUUUGUUAAAUGUGAAGUAGGUCAAAGUAUCUGCCAAAACACAACAACAGAAAGAUGUAAAAAGUAGAAUAUUUCAAUCAAAAAGUUACAAAGUGAGAAGUAAAACAAAAGAGAUUUGAAAGUACCACAAAACACAUAAAGGAGAAUUAAAUAAUAUAUAAAUAAUAAACAAUAAAAAAUCAUGAUUGGGAUGGGACAAAAUAAGUAUUGAUACACAAAGGUGAAAAAAUGAUAAUUUAAUUGAAAUAUGCGUCAUUCUGAUUAGAUAUAGGACAAAAAAAAGACAUAAAAUCCACACACCAGGAGGCUCCUGUAAAGGGUUUUUGACAAAAGUGAUAUUUCCAGCCAUCAUGCAGCAUCUUAAUAGUAUUAUUAUUAUUAUUAUUUUGUUAUCAUGAGCCAAAUAUCAAAUGUUGCAUUGUGUUGUAUCGUAUCGUAUCAUUUCGUAACAUCACAUAAGGUGUUGCAACAUAUCGUAUCAUAUGAUAUUACCAUUAUCAUGGGCCAAAUAUCAAAUGUCGUAUUGUACCGUAUCGUAUUAUAUCGUGUCGCACUGUAUCGUAUUGUAUUGUAUCGUGUUGUAUCAGAUUCUAUCAUAUUGUACCGUAUUGUGUUGUGUUGUAUUGUGUCGUAUCGUAUUAUAUCAUAUCAUCACAUAAGGUAUUGCAACAUAUCGUAUCAGAUGAUAUUAUCAUUAUCAUGGGCCAAAUAUCAAAUGUUGAAUUGUAUCGUAUCGUAUCAAAUCGUUUGAACUGUAACAUCACCUAAAAUAUUACAACAUAUCUAAUUGCAUGGUUUUGUAUCGUAGUGUGUUAUCUACUGUCCUAUCCAAUUAUUUCCCAUCAUAUUGUGAAUCAACUCCCUCCCCUUAUUACGGUACAUUUGUUGCUCAGUCAGCUGAGACGAUAACACUGUCAUUUUAGUGACCUACACAUACCAAGCUUUUUUUGUUACCCUGGGAGUAUCAUGUCUUUGCCUCUAAGAAUGAAAAUUUUCAAGUUUUACCUGGUCAAGUUUGUGUGAAAAUGUAGCAUCUGAAAUUUCAGUGUUUGCUGGUUCUGUUUGAUUGGAGCAGACAGGAGCUGUUGCUCUCCAAUCAGAUGUCUCCAUGUCUCCAUGUUAGCAUUAGUUAAACUCACACAGACAUCAACCAGGAGGAAUUCAGAAACGUCAUUCCUCAGAGAUAUCCUUUAACUUGUAACUGCAGCUCACAUUCACAGAGUGAACUUGGUUUAUCAAAGUUUUUCACUCCAGUGAAUUUCUUCAUGCCUUUAAACUGGCAUGUCUAUCCAUUAAAAAUGCUCUUCCAUCAUGUGCAGACUCAGAAAUGCAGAGUGACUUAAAUCGCUCUCCCUCGUGCCCUUUUUUUUAUUCACUUUUGUGCCUGGAAAUCGUCUCCAGCGACAUUGUAAUGAUGACAGCCAGCACACAGCUCCCUGUCUCUCAAUAAGCUCGCUCUUCUCUUUUUUUUUUCCAGCUUCCGACUUUUUGUUCUCUCUGAUGUGGCAACAUGGUCGUUUCAACCAAUUGGCACAUCUCGAGCUGAGCCUAUAAUUACAACUUUUGACAACACUUUUUUCUGUGGCACGCAACAGCCAUUUCUCGUUGCAGGAGCACAAAGCGAGGCCGGGCUGUUUGUGUAUGCAGAGUGAAAUCUAAUACCGAAGCUUUAGUGUUCGCAGACACGGUUUUACUGCAGGAAUGACGGCUUGAAAAUGGUUUUCAUCCUGGGAUACUACAGUUGAAAAGUUGAAACCACAAGUCAUUGAGACCUUCUCCAAGAAGGGAAAGAAGACUUAUGAAACAGGGGAAGGGUAGGAAACUAUCUCACAGACAGAAAAAAAUACCACCCAGGACGAGGACACAGACUUGAUUGGCUGCUGAUAAACUCCUUGAUCCUCAUUUACUGGAUACAGACUCCUCUCUCUCUCUCUCUCUCUCUCUCUCUCUCUCUCUCUCUCUCUCUCUCUCUCAUAAUAUUGCGUGUGGCUCAGCGAAACUCUCUGUCCUGAGAGACUUUCCCUGUGGGAUUAGGAUUAAACCAGUCCCGAUUGAGUCUCAGUGCACCGGUCCAGGAACGACUCUAAUCAUAGCGCACAAAGCUAAUUAAGAUGAGUCUAUUCCUGCUUGCACCUUUUUGAUGGAUCUGCCCGCGAAGCUGCUGAAAUUCGCCGGUGUCAUGAGGGCCCUCCGCGCUGAGUUAGCAGAUGAGAGGACAUAAUUGAAGGCUGGAGUUGCUUGUUCAGCUCUCGCGAACAAAAAAGCCUUUUUUUAAAUUUCCCCUGCGCUCUCUCUCUUGCCCUUUUCAGAAGUGAUUCAUUUUUCCAUCAACCUGCCUCCACUCAAAGAGCUCAUUUACAUCCUGUAAUAAGACUCUGUUUAAUGGGAGCACUUUGGAGCAGGUCUGUGAUGGUGUGGUUUCUCUGGUUCUCUCACUGGUUGCAGUGAAAGUGAGAAGCAGGAGCAGAGGUGUGUUUUUUCCCCUUCUCUCUCCUCUCUCUCUCUCCGGAGCUGCAGCCUGUUGACUCUGCAGCUGAUUCCUGCGGGUUUGGCGACACCGUCCUACACUCCACUGCAACAAAAAGAGAGAAACAAGCCAGGCUACGUGUCGUCAGAGAGCAAACACUCAUUACUGGUUGUUUGUGCGAGUGUGCGUUGAGUGCAGGAGGCACCUCAGUUUAAAGUCAAGAGGAAUGGUGUGAAUGUAAUGAGAUGCUUCAACAUCUUUCUGACUGUGGUUGCUGUUAAACUCUGCAGAGUGACACUGCACUCUCUUUUUACUCUCCCUGUGAGAGGGUUGGAGGAUAUUUGGCAGGAGAGGAAAGGACAGCAGCCCAUCAUGGUGCUCUCUUAGCUCUUCAUUCUGAGGCCUCACAUCACUAUGGCAACUAGUACAAGGAUGCUGAGGAGUUGGAUUCAUCGCAUCCGUGGAUAAUGUAUUGUGAGAAAGAGGCCAAAACGUGCAAACACCGACAACGAUGCAGCCUCUGAUGUAGGAGAAGUAGGUGAAAGGAAACAAAAAACAGAUUUCAACUACAGCAUCAAACUACAGCUAGGGCUGGGCGAUAUGGGAAAAAGAUUAUCACAAUGAAUUUUUUUCAUAUCAGUUGAUAUCGAUAUCAGGAUAUGAAAUGUAACAGUGCUUAUUGGUAGCAUGUCUUUUGCAAUACAAUAAGCUACUGCAGCUGUAAGGUCUUUGUGUGUCUUUGAUGUUUUGUGGUAAGAGACUGAAUCGGACUGAAUUGUCGGCUGUUUUGGCUGCACAGGCACCAUGGGCUCCUUGCCCAUGGUGUUCUCGCAAAGUUGGAGACUUUGCAAGAACAUGUACUCAACAUUAUUUGCACAUUACUCUGCUUCAUGUCCAACCUCAAAAAACCAAAAUACCUCCACACCACCGGUGUUUUCAUCAUCUGUUGAUCCUUCAUCUACAUUUCUGCAGGGGGUAGCACUCAUUUUCUUUUUUUUCUCCCCAACAGUGCUGUCGGCUUUACGUGUUUGAGUGCUGUGGUUGUGUGUAGCUGCUGCCUGCUACUACACAGUUGUUUGCUACUUGGUUCUAAUUCAGCACAUGAUUGGUUCAGCGCGAAGCGGACCAGGAGCAGCUCCCCUUUUCAUUAGCUAUUCCUAUAGUCUACCAAAACAUGGCAGAAUGCCGGUUAUCGAAAAGGAUAUUGACCAUGUUUCAUAUUGAUAUCGAGGGAAAUCAAUUUUCGAUAUUUACCGUUAUCAUUUUAUCGCCCAGCCCUAACUACAACUUUACGAGAUGAAGUGUGACAGCUCUCGAAUUUUCUUUUUCAUUUCCUCCUAAAUCUCUGCUUUUCUCUGCAUUUUUUGGAGGAGUGACACAUCCACAGGAAUAAUGAGAUACUCCUUUUUGAUGAGUUCAGUCAGAAAUCGCAGCUUUUGGCCUCUGUGUCGAACUCUACACUAUUUUGGGCCCGUCUUUUGUGUCUUCUUUAUCAGAUUCACCACAGCUGUGAGCCCAUACAGACUCCACUUUAUCUGAAGGGCCAAACUUUGGACAGGGCUUUCGUUGAUUGAGUCAGAAUAAGAGCGUCUGCUGACUUAAUGAAGCAGUGCAGAUGUAGAUGACUCUCCGUGACUAUGGCUCUCCUCUGUCCGGCUGGCUGGUUCUUUUCCCUUCACCGGAUACACCCCAGACUCCUCGUGUGCUGCCUAUUGACGGACUUUUUGUGCGUCUGAAUGCUCUAUUUGUGUGGAGAAUAAUGAUUGAUGGACUUUGGGGGUGGUGAGCAUGCUGCGUUCCCAAUCUCUUGUUCUUUUAGCGCCUGUUUGGGGAAUCUGACUUGGCCGGAGCUCAGAGCGGGAUAAGAGCUAUUUCAGGGGGUUGUUUUGGUCACGCUGGCUGCUGGGUUUGAGCUUUGGCUCCGGCUGCUAAAGUUACAUGAGAGUUCAGGCCUCCGAGUUGAGGUCUGGAAUCUAAUCAUGGCUGACGAUUGCACGGCUCUGGGGGUCUGGAGGAAGUCAACAACUCAGUGGAGCGAUGUUGUGAGAGCAGCACUUCAAAACCAGAGCAGAUUCCUUAGCUUAAUGCUAGAUGUGAAGUCGGGGUCACCGAGCGCUCUCACGGCUGCUUCUUACUGGUCUGUUUUUCAUUUCAGCACAGGAGCAGCUGUGGAAAAGUCUUCUGCUGUCUGUUUUGAUGAGUGAAGACUUUUAUCUGUGGACACUAAUGUGUAAUCCCACCUUAAUUGGUCAUGCAUGCAUGGGGGGUCACAAGAGUAUAUGGAGUUCAGUGGACAGGGAAACUGAUCCUGACCAGACUGUUGCUGACAGAUCUCCUGAGCAUAAUCAAACCCCCAGGAAUGAAUUUUAGGACUGCAAAAAUAGGGAAAAAUAAAACAUGAAAUAGUAAAUAGUAGUAGUAGUAGUAGUAGUAAAUAGUAAAAAUGAAAUUUCCCCAGGGACAAGGCAAAGUCUCAGUGAAGCUGACUGUAUAUCGAAUGGAAGCCAUCUGUCUCCUCGCCAGUGUUGCCAAUUCCUCAGUAAGGAAAGUAGCUAUUGGCUUUCCUAAAAGUCGCUAAAUGACGUCAUCGCCGAAUUUGCAUAAUUGGCCAAAUUGUAAUGGACACUAAAAGGGAGAGGAAUAUGGGCUAAAAUCGUUGGAGAGACAAAAAGUGAGUAAAAAGCACCCCGAAUAUGUUUAGAACUAUAAAUGAACCUACCAACCACAACAAUACCAACCCUCCUCCUUUAUCUGUGCUUGGGACCAGCAAAAAUGACCCAAUUUAGACAAUUUGGCAGAGUUACUGAGGUUUUUUCUUCUUUUUUUAAACAACCAGUGGCGGCUUUGCGCAUGUGCGAUUUAUUUGCGGUAUUCUGGAUGCGAAGUGCACACGUCUCCAGCAGCUUGGAGGGACCGCUGUGACGUGCAAGGACUGGGCCACCUGUGAGUGCUGUGGGACGCGGGAGAGGCUCAAGCCAGCACACGCUGCUCGUUGAGAAGAGUAGGUGAUGCGUGCUUUAAUGUCAAAGUCUCCAAAAGUCUCUAAUGACACUAUAAAAAAACGCUAGAUUUGUCGCUAGUCGCUCUUUUAAAAAUUAGUCGCUAGAGGGGUCUGAAAAGUCGCUAAGUUGGCAACACUGCUCCUCGCUGGGUAAAGCCACUGAGAGGGGGUUUGUGUUUUCUAUGAUUGACACUUGAUACAGCCUUUGGGCGUACGAAGAUUGCCUAGUUUGAGCUGUUUGAGCAGAGCGUCAUCACAGCCACUCUCCCGCCAAAUGUGUACAACGCUACUGCGCAAGCGGUGGUUCCAGGAAGUGGUGAAAAUCCUGGAAUUACCGAGAGCAAUUCAGCUUUAAAUUUGUAUAAUGACGGAGACAUCAUGGGGUUUUACACUCUCAAAGUGAUGUUUUUGUAUUUUUUAAGUAAGGUUGUAUAAGAUACAUGUCAACAGUAAAUGAACUUGCAACAGUGGGAGAAGCAGCAUGCAAGCUAGGCUACACUUUUCUGCAGACAGGUCGAAUCUGCUUAGUAAUUUAGCAAAGUAUGAGAGACCCCAACUCAAGCACUCAUUUCGGUUUAAAUGAGACAUUUUCCAGCACUUUGCCUUCAGACAGCCCGGUUGUUUUUGCACUGUUUGUGUUUCUGCUGUGUGCAACCCCUUGAGCCAGUUAGCUAACAUUAAAACAGGCUGAAAACACCAUGCUUAUGCUUAUAGUGGGACUCCACACAUGUUUCUCUCUGUUUGAGAGAUAAUGAAGCAAAAGCAUGCAUGUUCAAGCCCGGGCUUUCACUAUAUCAGAUUUUUACCUCAUGAUUAUUAUAUUCAUAAACUCAGUUGAUUCAUACAAUGAACUGACAUAUCAAAUAAUACUCAAAUUUAUGAAUUAUUCAUGUCUCAAUCUGUGUGUCUGUCUAUAUUAGCGCUCCUCAUGCACAGUGUUCGUCUUCUCCUCGUUGUUUGGAUGUUAGCAGUGCAGCAGGGCUUCAGGCGCUCCAGAAUUAGCGUCCACUCUGGCGUUUGAGUUACAGCAGAGCAGGAAUGCCUGCAGUGGUAGGCGAGCUCGGCCACAUGAAGGCCGCUUUGGCAGGGGGCCAUGUUGUGCUAGUGAGAAGGCCCUGCAUGCUUGGAUAUAUUAGCAGGGGUUUUGUAACCAUUGUAAUGAAACGGCCGGGGCUCCCGCGGCCCCUGAAAGGCCUUCCAGCUCUGAAUGAUUCGGAGCCAAAAAGGAGAGGAAGCAGCGGUGAGUCUGGCCUCGGUCACCACGUCAAGGAACUACAGGACAAGUAUGCCAUUCAUGGGUUUUAUUUACACUUCUCUUGUUUGUCAGCACACCCUGGUCCUUUUCUGUUUUUACAUUUAACACACACAUUUGGCAGACAUGCUUGUACAGACACACAAACUGAGGCGAAGUGAAUGCAAGUGGUUUUACAGGGGUAAUCAGGGACAGCAGAUUAUUGUCUCGCUCCAAGGCUUAUCAGACUACACUCGGUGUCUGUCUCAGCACACACACACAUUGUUGCAGCCCCGGCGCCUAUUGUUGUGUCACUGGAGGACGUUUCACAUUAUCCCACUAUUUACUAGAAUGACAUUUUGGCUCACGCUAGAAAGAGGAUCUUAGAAAGGAAUAUCAGACGUGUUUGAUAAUGAUCGACUCGUCCCUCCUCCUCCUCCUCCUGCACCUGUCUGGUGCCGGCGUUGUGAAAAGCCCUCGUCAUAAAUUCCUGGGCUUUGUUAAGAGGUGUCAGUGACCGGGUGCCUGAGGAGGGCCACGGGGUCAGGGAGGCUAUGUGUGUUUGUCUUUAUGCAUGCAUUUUUACAUGCACUCUCUCUUUGUGUCACGGCAAUAUGGUGAGUGCAUGUGCGUGCUAAAAGUGUUGGGGGUUGGACACGGUUACCCGGCUCAGGUGUCACCCGGAGAAAUGCGGACCUUUUACCCUUUGACCCCGGAACAUGGCCCUGGAGGGUUGGGUGUCAAACCAUCGCCCCUGAACCUCAGCUAGUGAGGUGUCACGUUUCUCUGCUGGCUGCUGCCACAAGGCCAAAGACUACAGGGGACACAGCUACAUGUGUGUGUGUGUGAAUAUAUGUGAGUGUGUGUGUGUGUGUGUGUGUGUGUGUUGACUUUGGCCAAAAUCAUAAUACACACCAGUUGAUUGGGGACGGCUUUCCAAUUAAGGACAAAAAAGGGGACCCUAAGGUGGGGUGUUUUGUCAUAUGACCCCAAAGGUGGCCUAAGUGUGUGUGUGUGAGUGUGUGUGUGUUGACUUAGGCCAAAAUCGGGGACAUUUUUCAGAAAACUCACCCCCCUCGUAUCUGAAAAUGGUUUCAGCUUCUCUCUAAACCAUUCAGAAAGUGGUGCCCCCCUAAGGUGGGGUGUAUGACCCCAAAGGUGGCCUAAGUACAGAAGUGUGUGUGUGUUUGUGGUAGUCUUUUAACUACUGCAAACAAACAGUUAUUAACUUUUUAGACCUCGCCCCGGUUCAUCAUGUCGAUUAUCAAAAAAUUAACCAAUUCACUCUUAAAGGCUGUAUCAGUGAGACAGAUGAAUGUUCACUUAAAGGUGAAGUCUGUAGAAAUAGGAAUAUUCUGCAGUGUCUUGUGGUCAGCUUCUAGUUUGAAAUGCUCCCUUGCUCACCCUUUUUGACAGCUAAAAAACGGCCUUCAAGGACAAAAAAGUCGAAAGUUGAUAAAUGUAAAUCUUUGUUACAUUAUUAGCAAAUCCAAAUAUACAACCUCUGUUGCUUGUUAUUUUGCGUUUUACUUGCAUCUACAUCCAAUCCACUUGGAGUUAUAAUCAUCUGAAAGUGAGAAGCUGUUUUCACGCUCAGAGACCUCCUCCUGAAAACCUUGUUUCAGCCCUAACCAGAGCUCCCUCUGUGUGUACCUGACCCCUCCCCAGAUGUUGUUUGGUGAGUUUACACCUCUGCCGCCCUCCACCCAUGUCCCCCCUCUCGGAGCGCCUCUCAGAGCGCCUCUGUGUCUAAUACUGGCAGGAAGCUGUGACAGGGAAGCCUUCUCAGCCAGCGGGAAAAGGAGGCUAAACAUGGUUUGGUGAGGAAUGUGAGAGAACAGCCGUGUUCGUUUGUACAUUCACCAGCCGGCUUGCCAGCCUUCCAGUCGACCAUCCAGACCUCUGAGUGCCUGGACAAGGGGUGCCUUUGUCCCCCAUCUGCUGGCUACACCCUGCCCUGCUCCUGCCCCCCAUCUUACCCUUCUCUCCAUCCUGUUGCGCCUCCUCUGCCUCCCUCUUUUCACUGGCGAGCUCUGGCCCCAGAAUAGCGCAGCAGGUCCCCUCUGAAAAUAGAGCUGGUGAUGUUGGCAGGGUCAGGGUCUCUCCCUCUCUUCCCCCUACUCUGUAUCUCUCUCCCCAUUUCUGUUUUCCUCUCACAGAAUCGCUCUUUUGUUCAAGAGGUUUGUUCAGAGACAGUAAUUAGCUAAAGAAAAACAUAGAAAGUGCCUGUCAGAAAAAAAACUGAAUACUCUUAAAGUAUUAAAAGUUUAAAUAGCUCCCAGACUUGGUGUCUUGUUUACUUUUUAGACCAGAUCUAAAUGUGUCCUCAGAGGACCUACAGAAAGUGAAUUCAUCCAGUUUUAGUCUUUAAUGGACCGAUGCAGGACAAGCUUUUCGCUCAAGUAGCCAUGAAGGGACAGUGUUAAAUGUAUUUUUCCUGUUCCCUUUAAUUUAAUCAGUUUAAUUUUCAGUUUUUCCUUUGCUGGAAAGAUUACAUUAACACCUCAAUCAGAGUUUGAGCUCUUAUUGUAUAAAGAGAGCAGGAACAAUGAAUGAAGUUCACACUGAAUUAUCAUUUUGGCACCUUCUGUUAGCUCCCUUCUGUUCAAGGAUGUUGCACUGAAGGCGUUAAAAAGAUACUGUCUUAUUAACACUGUUUAACUUGAUGAAUUUAAGUUUGUUCUUUUGUCUUCAAUUCUUAUUUUCAAUCAGCGUUAGUUCCCCUCAACUCCUGAGGGAACUAUCAGUCAUUUUGUCGCGUUAUUCCUCCACUAUUUUGUCAAAUUUGUUCCCUUUAUGUGGAGUUAAGCAUCCUUCACCUGCCUUUUUGUAGACAGGCAGGGAAUGGCAGGUUUUUCUGGAAAACAUCUUGUCUGUGUGGAAAAAAAAUUGACAGAGAAGAAUAAAGGUACAAAACAAUGAGCUGAAAGACACUUAAAACUGAGAGUAUUCGCUCUUUACUUUGUGCAUUAAAGUUUUAAAGUCAUUAAAUGAAUCUUCGAAUGGUUGAGUCACAUUUUAGGUGGCCUGUUGAAAAGAUUACGUGGAUAAAACUUAUAGACGCAGCCGUCUCGUAGACUAAACAAUGGUGGUCACUCCUGCUUUGAACUCUAGACCCUGAAAUUUUACAUUUUAGAUGUCAAGUUAGACUAGAAGUUUGGUCCGAUCCAAAUGGAUAUCUUUUAACUUGAGUAUAAUGACAGAGGAACUCUUCACAGUCUCUGGAUGGAUAUUUCCCCACGUAUAGAGCUGUGUGUUUUUCCAGGAGCAGAUGAUAUUCCACUUUAGUCUCUGAAUGAAACCCACCCAGAGCAAAGGGGUCCCACGGAAAGUCUUUGUGAAUGAUGGAGUUUUUGGUAUCUGUGCCACAUCAGCAACCUUGUUCUGUUGAGCUAUUUAUUAUCCAAUUCACUGUCUGGGUUUAUAUAUAGGGAGUGCAGCUGAAUUAUAUAGAGCCUGAGUGUUUAUGGGACUGUGUCUGCUGAAUGUAUCUCUGGUGCUGGAUUACUGGGUUGGAUGUAAACCUAAUCACUUGAUGAUGUGCCAUGAAGGUGUUUCCAGUAGACUGGAAAUUAUGGCUCAUGCACAGUUUUCCUUUGGCUUCUCUUUCCUGUUUGCUUUCACUGGACAUCUGAAGAUAUACUGUAAUUGGUGGUUUGUCGUAUGGAUCCAGUAUUUAUAACGACUUUAACAGCGGAGGCAUUUGCUGCUCAGAGUGAUCUAGAAGUUACGGUUUUCUUGCCCAGAAUUUGGUGGUAAAAAUCAGUAAACUUUGCUGCAACUUGGGCCGUAAUCAGCCAAAGACAUUCUUGGUCGACUAAAACCCUGAAAUUUUUGACCAAAAAUCAAUUAAUCAGGGAUGGGGGUUCUGACUCUGAUGGCAAACCCUUCUGCGGCGGGGACAACAAGGUGACGUAGACAAUCUUCCUGUCUCUAGCCGGUCUCCAGUGGGUUGGGCAAGUUAAAAAUGGUGAAAACAAGGGGGGUGUUCUGAGACAGACUGUUACAUGUGAAACGAUGGUGCUCUGACAACACCCCCAUUAGCACUUGGUACAUUCCUCCUGAUGAAAUUAACCAUAGAUAUGUAAGUUGACAAGGAACUUUGGUCAACUUAGCAUGUAUCUACCAAUAAGUUGACCGGUUGACUAAGACUUCUUUUAAUCGGCUUUUUUCGUUUUCUCCACAGAUGUUCCUGAUCUGCCCAACGCCGUCAGCUCUCCUCCUUCAAGCCCAAAUCCAGCCAAGAAGAGCAGCUCCAUCAACUGGUCCUUCCCAGACAAGAUCAAGUCCCCACGCACUGUGAGGAAGAUCUCCAUGAAGAUGAAGAAGCUCCCGGAGCUCAGCCGGAAACUCAGCGUCAAAGGGACUCCGAGCAGCACAAACGGAGGCGGUCAGUUGGAGCCCAGAGCCCAUUCGCCCAAAAACAGCAGGAGCGGUUCAGACUCUGCCCCUCAUCCUUCAGGCCCUCCCAGGUUAGCUUCUUCUGGAGGUGGGCAGGCCAGCCGGAACGUGAUCUCGCGCUACCACUUGGACAGCAGCGUGUCCACGCAGCAUAGCUUCAACAAAAAGAAAAAUAACGGCAGCUCAAAGUCGGCGAGCAAAGGAGGCUACCUCAGCGAUGGGGACUCACCGGAGCUGGUGGCCAAGUCCGGGAAGCACGGUUCUGCAGAGGGGAAGGGAGGGAAGGGAAAGGAGGCAGAAGGAGGAGGCUCCAAACUGAAUGGCACAGAGCUGGACAUUGAUGCUUUCCGCCAUUACAGCUUCACAGAGCAGCCAAAGUGCAGCCAGUACAUCUCUGGACUGAUGAGUCUGCACUUCUACGGCGCGGAGGACCUCAAACCUCCACGGAUCGACUCUCGAGAUGUCUACUGCGCCAUCCAAGUGGACUCAGUCAAUAAAGCUCGAACUGCACUCCUCACGUGUCGGACUACCUUCUUGGAUAUGGACCACACCUUCAACAUCGAGCUGGAGAACGCCCAACACCUGAAGCUGGUGGUGUUCAGCUGGGAGCCGACGCCACGGCGAAACCGCGUCUGCUGCCACGGCACGGUGGUACUACCCGCGCUCUUCAGGGUGACCAGAAGCCACCAGCUGGCUGUGAAGCUGGAGCCGCGUGGGCUGAUCUACGUGAAGCUCAGCCUGAUGGAGCAGUGGCAGAAUUCACUGGACGGUGGUCCGGAUGGAGACAGGGAGCCGCAGGUGUUCGGUGUGGAGGUGUGGAGGGUGGUGGAGAGGGAGAACACGGGACUGAUGGUGCCGCUGCUUAUCAGCAAAUGCAUCAACGAGAUCGAGAAGAGAGGCUGUCAGGUGAGUCUUUGAGAAUGAAAUGUUCUAGUUUUUCCAGAGAAAAUGUGUCUUUGUAGAUUGAAUGUCGACCACAAACAAAGCUAACGGCAUGUCUGAGUGAAUCCACUGAAUUAAUAAGCUGCAAAUACAGGAUAUGAAUCUGCCACAGAGUUUUCCAAUGAGCUCUGUGUGUUUGGUGAUGACCAGAGUAUCUGCUGAGUCUGUUAAUCAUAUGCGUAAGUGGCUAUUUAUGCUUUCUUGUUCAUCAUUUCUAACAAAUUCAAUUCUAACAGAGCAAAUGAGUGCACCAUAAGCCUACGAGGACUCAGUACUAACAGUGAGGCUGCCUGCAGAGGCAGAAAGAAGGAGGGGCAGCUAUUGGAUCAGUCAUGCAACAGUUCCCAAAGACUAUCAAGCUCAAAAUUCUCAUCACUUUUGUUUUGUUUUAAUGUUUAAUUUUGAAUCAAGUAUUAAAACAUCUUAGACUGAGUUUACUUUAAGGUUAAACCAUGUCAACAUUUAUGUUUAAUGUCAGCUGUACAUGGUUUGAGUAGGCCGUAUUACACAUCGACAUUAUACCUGCACAAAACAGCACUUUGGCUUUAAAACAGUGAAAUAGGUUUUGUUGUUCUGGUCAGUAACUUGCAAAAUGAUUAAAAAAUAAUCAUGAAGAAAAAUGUGGAUAAAACUGAAAUCAAGAAUUUGCGUUAAAAGCUUGUGAUAUGGUAUUUUACUGUAUCCCCUGUCUACCUCUUUGUAAAUUCUUCACUUGUGCUGCAAGUUUGCUCUCCCUUAGAUUGUUCAUAUCUUUUUAGUUUCGACAAAUCUGUUGUUUUCACUCAAAAAAAGAAAGUCCUAAGUGUUGGUCAUGAUUUCCAGAUCAAAAAAAAACUCAGUCGUGUUCAGUUAAAAAUCUAAAACUCAGAAAGAGAAGAAAACAGUGUUCAAAAAAACUGCAAACAUGGAUCUCAGCAGCUUCAAACUUAUCACACAGAGAAAAGUUUAUCCACUCCAUCAUUUAAUCAGAACUAAUUUUGAUUAAUUUUUUAAAUAAUAAAACAACAAAGCAGAGCUAAAGUCAUUUUGACCAUUAAUGCUUAGCUUAAAGUGACGGCGUUAAAUGGUUUGUCUCAUCGACAAAAAAAACAAACUUUAAUAAUGCGCCACAAAGGAAAAAGGGAGGAUAUCACACAUUUGCAAAGCCAGAACCAAAAUAACUGGAUGAAUAAUUGAUUAUUUCCUGUCUUUGAUCUUUAUAUGUAUCUUUAAAGACUCAUACAUGCACAGUACAUGUGGAUGAAAGCCGCUCUAAUCCUAUUAUGUGAAUUGAAAAACAGAUGGGGAGUCAUUUGAAAAGACGGCUGUAGGAUACAAUUAUAUAAUGCAUUUCUGCAUGAAAGUGGAAGAAUAGGGAGAGAAAAUAAUCCCACAUUCACAGCGUCCUUUCAGCCCGAUAUGCCGUGAGACGAGCGCUCGCCCUGCAGCCAGUCGCAGUAAUGGAUGAGCGGUACGAGCCGAGUGGAUAGAGGAGAUGUCGCUCUCUGCUUCUGCUCUCCUGAGGCUACAGGCUCUUUUUAUUCAGAGAGGAGAGAAGAGGGUGACGUGGUGGUGACGAAGGUGGAGCGGAGUGUUCCCCUGGAUCAUGUUUGAGCUCUUGUUUGCCCCCCUCCACAUUUCAUGUGCUCUUUGAAGCUCAGAGAAAGGAGAGAGACAGAGAGAGAAAGAGGCGGCCGAGUUUCUCCUAAUUAGAGCUGAGACAGCAGCAGUAAAAGUGUCUGGACACUGUUCCUGACUGAUCGCUGUAGGGGGGCAUGCCAGGGGCAGCGGGUGCCUGGGGGCCAACAGGCAAACAUUAAGCCUCUCUGAGGAGCCCCUGUGUCAAAUCAAACCCUGCCCUCCAUCACCGUGCAGCAUGUCGGGCCUCAAGCAGGAGAAUCCGCGAACCUGAUGGUUAAUUGUUGAAUUUAAAGAGAGCUGAAAAAGUUUUUCUUCUUUUUAAACUUUGGUUUCACUUUUCACAAAAACUUUAAUAUGUUAUCAUUGAUUUUUAUUAUUGAUUUGUUUCAAGUCUCCUUAAGUAAGUGUGUCUAAAAAACAAAAGUUACCUCCUUAUAAAAAGCUGUUUUCUUCACAGCGAGGGGUAAUUUAUGUGUGGGCUUUUACGUCAUUAUGAAUCAAACUGAAGCCACAAAUUUGACACUAAUAAAUAUUUAAAUAUGCUGAGGCUACUUCCAAAAAUAAUCCGAGUACACUGGAUUAAAUCUUUAAUGUUUAGUCCCAUCUUCCCCUUUGGAGGAGCUUGAUCACAUCACAUUGCAUCAAUUUCAAACCAGCCUUGUCAAAUCUGGAAAUAUAAAACAGUAGAGGUACGCUGUUUUUGAGAGAUAUAUACUGGAGACACUCACCAGAUGUUUCAGCUGCAGGUGUCUUCUACGUCCUGAGGCUGUCUAGACUGGACUCUGGUCAAUCUCAGCUGACUCAGACCAGCUCCAGCUCUGUCUUUACCAUAAACAUUCAGCCUUUUACUUUAUACUUCCUGUGUUUAUGUAACUCUCCCUGCAUGGCCUUGCCAUCGCCCACCUUGGUUUCUCUUUAUAUCUUUGUUUCUGGCAGAUUCUCUGUCCUCCAGAUCCUACUCUCUCCUCUGUUUUGCUGCUUUCUUUCACAACAGACUUUGCAUUUUGUAUCAGUCUACGAUCAGGCGGAGAGGCUCCUCCAGGUUGCAGGCAGACGGGGUUAGGACAGGGUUGACACCAGAUCCCAGAGGAAUUUUGCAGGUUGUGUCACUAAAGCAUGCAGGGCCAGAUGUGCAGCGGUGUGCCUUACAAAUCAUUAUGUGCAUGUUUGAUGGAGACUCCUUUUCAGAGACUUUUAGAAAUGAGUGUCCUCGGGGCGUCUCCGAGCUUUUAAGACGCUGCAUGAUUGUGGGCGUUCUGAAAAGGCUGCACACAAGAGGCUGCAGCUUUGUACGAGAGCACCGUGUACUCUUUAAGAAGAGACGUCUUUGAAAGCAUCUAUCCUAGUAACCUACAUACGAUCACAAACACUGAUGUUAUGUCAUGCUGCAGAUACGUUUACUCAAAAGGUCAAAAGCCAACAGGACUGAAAAUCAGCUGUAAGAUCAAGAUUUUUCACAGUCCACAUCAGUGAUGAGAGUUAAUCAUGAGUCAGUUAUUUGGCAGAUUGAGACCUUAGAGAAACCAGGACUUGUUCUUCAUAACAACUUCUUGUUAGUCCAAAAUAGGGCUGGGCGAUAAACUGAAAAUUUACCAAUUUCAAAAUUUAUGACAAUAACCAACGUCAUUUUGCUCAUAUUGAUAUAUUUGGUGUCAAAUAAAUAAAUAAAAGUUGGUUUUAAAUGUGUGUAGGUAGGCUAUGGUCUCUCGUCUCUUUAAGACGCUGUCCUACGUCAGAGACGUGACUCCACCCCAUCCAGUCCGUAACAAAGAGGGAAAGACAGGUGAGGAGAUGGAGGACAGUUCAAAAGUUGUAGCGGCUGAAGUAGAAGAGGUUAAUGUGGGAGGGGGUGAGCAGCUUGUGGAUUAGUUAUCGUUGUUAUUGAUGUGAACUGCUCAAUAAUUUCGUGACAUUGAUUUGAGGCCAUAUCGCCCAGCCCUAGUUCAAAAGCAUUAAAACAUCAUUAAGACUGUGACUCCAGUUUAAUUUCUAAUGGCGUAGUUGCUGUAUCCGAAGACUUGCUGGAUCUCUGACUGUACGAUUUUACAACUAGCUUUAAAAAGUUGCUCACAGAAGCUUUAACGCAUUGAUUUCUAACUUUUUCUAAAAUUUUACAACCUCACAAAGCAAAUGAAUUGGCCAGAUUUCAUGUCUGUCAUUAGAGGGAUAUACCUUACAAAGCCUUAAGCUUAAAUAUUUGUUCCUGUCAGAGAGAAACUGGACCAAUCAAAGUCAUUCGAGAAGAAAAAGCACCAGACAAGGACAUGAUUUGUAUGUGAAAUAAGCGAGAUGAAUUUAAUGGGCAAAUUUUCUCAACGAAAUUACAAACAUUGGUCAUUGGCAUGAGAACAGGUGCCUGUUUUCUUCCUUUAUGUAUUUUACUCUGUGUUUAUUCACAGUUCCUCCAUAUUAGCAAAGAUGUCACAUGUUUGGUGGUUGAAGAUUUUGCUGCUUUUAUUUCAAACUGCAAAUCUUAACAGAAAAAAAGAGACAGACUGUGAGGAGCGUUUUACAACGCCAUGAGCUGAUUCCUUUAAAAACGAAGUUGCAGUGUAAUGAAUUUUAAGAGAAAGGAGCGAUUCACUGCAGCGUAGCAUACUAGUGCAGCAAUACGCUCUCUCCCGUGGUUUUAAACUGUAUUUGGAAACCUUUACACCAGGAAAACAUGACAUCAUGCAGGUGAAAACACAUCUUUAAUUCUCCUGGUGUUUAUAAGAAAGGUGAGUCAUGUUUGGAGGAAGUUAACAACGUGGUGGACCCGACACUCGAGGGCAUUAGUGCGGUCAAACGCUCUCCUCUGUCUGGCCUUUCUUCUGCUUUGAUGUUUCGAUAAAGUCUUAAAGCUAAUCCCCCGUCCGAAAAAAUCUGAUCCCAUCACCGGUCCUACAGUCAGCGAGCGCCUACAUUCCUGUCGAGGGAACCCUUUUGGUUUCUCGGUCAUUGUGUCGGCCUCGUUCUGCAUAUAUCUGCGGUCUUGGCUGGUGCUGCCUGUUGUGUUGCCUGGCAGCCAGAGUGCAGAAGUGCAAGCCCUCUUUUUGGUAACAGCUGUUCCCCGCCUGCACUCGGCUCUACCCCCAAAAGAGAGACUCUUUUUUUUUUUUCUCAAUGGACUUGUUGUUCAUUGUGCCCGGUGACUUCUGUUUACUCUCACACAAAGCUGAAUCCUGGCCUAAUCUCUGCUCCUCUCUCCCUCUCGCGUGAGGGUUUAGAAAACGACUCCAUGAGGAGGAGAGCCCACAAAUAGCCGGUCUGGUGGGGAGACAUUAACGCGCUCCUACGCUGGAGCCCGGAAAGGCCGGCAGCGUGAGUGUGUGUACUACUGUGUUUGUGCGGACCCAACCCGCCAUUCACAGCCCACUGACUUAACACGUUACCGGGGCAACCACACCAGUUGGUCUGCUAUGCCACAUACCAGACAGACACAUGUAGGAGAAAUUAUGGUAUGUCUGAAGCCGGGACUAAUCCCAACAUAACAAGGAGAAAACUGGUGCCAAGUUCCAACUAUCAAAUGUCUGGAGGAAACUGUUUCAAGUUCCUCUAGGUCACACUAAAGAGGGUUACGUAAAAACACAUUAAAGGUUUAUCGCUGUGUGCUUUCAUUUUUAAUGCUGAGCUGUCAAAGUUUUUAUUUUUUCAGAGGAGCUCAGUGUUUAUCCGUUCAUUCAAGAAGCGUGUGAUGUUUUUAUAACACCUUUAAGUGUCAUUUUUCAAAACAGACUCUCUGGUUAUCAACUUUCAAAGCCAAGAGAUUAAAACACGCCAGUGAAAGUGUUAAAAACAGGAGCUUUUUAAAACACUCUAGAGUAAAAACAUCCUCUCAAGAAGUUUGUCUGAAGUUUAUCUUACGUUAAUGAUUGAGGGUUGAAUAGUUUAAAGUUGCUUGUUUCUGUAAUCCCACACUGUUGCAUAUGCAGUUUGCUCAUUUUAGCUCAUGUUAAAGCAGCUGAGUGAUUUUAAUACCAAGUCGGCUUCAUGAAUUUAAUCACAUUACCCUAAAAUUCAGCGUCUGGCUUUGUGAGCUAAAUAUUAGAAAAUAAAAUGUUAUUUUUCCACUAACUUAUAGCAUAUGUCACUACAAGUAUUUUUAUUUUUAUAUUUCCUCCUGCUUAUUUCAGCUCAACUCAGCUAAAUUCAACAUCAUUUUACCAGGUUACUUAAUUCCUUAUAGUUUUUCUUUAGCAAUUAGCAUUAUCCCAAGUGUAAAAAUAAGCAAACAAAAUGCAAAAAUUACCCAUAAAAUUGGUUAAAAGCAUAAAUAGAUUAAAGUGCUACCAUUAUGGAUGUUAGUAACUUAGCUAACAUCCACAAUGGAUAACAUUAGGUAGCUAACUUAGCUAACUAAUGCUAACUAAAAAGUUAGCUAACUAAUUACCUGGCUAACUUAGCUAACUUAGCUAACUAAUGGUAACUAAAAAGUUAGCUAACUAAUUACUUACCUAACUUAGCUAAGUAAUAUAAGUCAGCUAACUUACAUUAGCUGAUAUUAGCCAGUUUUGGCAACAUUGGGGUGCAAGAGCAGACUCUUUUGACCCUUUUUGAAGACUUGGUUUGUCUUUUUGCUCCUGCUUGGACUGGUAGCUCUUCAUUUUUCUUGCUUUGAAGUAGAUUAGCACAAAACUAGUGGAGAUUUUACGGUGUGGAGAUGCUAGCUUAUUUGGCAAAUAGAGGUAGCAUAAUAUCAUGCUGUUGUUGCACAACUUUUACCAACAUGUAAACACCUGUAUUUCAGUCAUUUUAAAUCUAUCUCACCUGAAGUAUUUUAAACAAGCUUUCUCUGUUGAGAGGAGGCAGCUGGUGGCCCAUCAAGCUGAGGCAGUUUUAUUUGUCUCAAAGUCUUUUCUGGGGAUUUACAGUCUGUUUAACAAGCCCACGUGUAUCCUAACACCCCAAAUUUGGAUAGGGAACAGGACAAAAUCACUUAAGAGUGAAAGGAGAUCCCCGUCAUUUGCAGAGAAGGGGGACGUUUAAUUGCUGCAGUUCAUACAGAGCGGAUAAAAGUAGCACUUGGUGGAGAAUUAAGAUUUGAGUAUGAGGUGCAGAAGAUCGGGUGUUGUUAUCUGAACUCCAGAAAAGUUACCUUUGGCUGCUCUGAUUUGAGCCUAACCAAAAAGUGUGCCCUGUCAUAAAGUUUAAACAGCGCAAAACUUUGUCAGCGCUUCAAAUAAACUGUCACUCUGUUGAAAUAAAACAGGAUGAAGCUCUAGGACGAGUUGUUUUUGGCUCCUUUCCACCACAUUGUUUGGGUGCAGACGUUGAACCUGAUUGAGAGGGUUGUAAAAAUGUCAAAUCAUAUGUUUACUUGACCUACUUGUGCCUGCGUCUGUGUGCCUUUGUCCUUCCAGGUGGUGGGUCUCUAUCGUCUGUGCGGAUCCGCCGCUGUAAAGAAGGAGCUGCGCGAGGCGUUUGAGAGAGACAGCGAGGCCGUGGAGCUGUGUGAAAACACGUACCCUGACGUCAAUGUCAUCACAGGUAAAGUGAUCUCCGGUAACACAAGACGCUCACAAAGCUCCGGGUCGGCACGCAUACUUAGUAUGAUUAGAAAGUGGUCAAUUAAGUGGAUGGUUUACAAAAGAGAGUCAGCGUUCCCAUGGGCUCAGGAUGAUCUCUGAACCUCUACACCAUAUUUCAUCAGGAUGCCACACAAUAUACGGAUUAGCAAAGACGUCAGACACACUCGGGGUCAGAGUCAGGACAGGAUGGUGAUCUCAGGUAAACUCUGAGUCUUCUCUAUCACGUCCACAGAUUAACUCAAGGAUUAUUAGAGCUACUAUAAGGAUUUUUUGGCUUGUUAUGGAACAGCGUGAAACCAACAUUAGUUUCUCUACAAAAGCAAACUAAUUAUUUCUAAAGUGCCUUCAGACACAGUCAUUUAUUUCUGUAUGUUGCACUUCAGAUAUUUAAAUGAUGGACGUUUAACUUAAAAUAAACAUUGGAUGAGGUUUCUUUUCUCAGAGAGUUUUACCAGCAUAUACUCAGGACAAAAUCAGCCAAGUUACUGGAUACAGUGCUUCAUCCACAGGGGGCGCCGUAAUCAGCAUGAAACAAAAGCGCUCUAAAACUUAAACUCAAAGUUUCUCCUCUUUUCCUUUUUGAGAGUCUGAACCUUUGCUUCAAGAUUUCUCAGCUAAAUGUUUUGAAGUAUUUUAGAUGAAGAAUUUUGUGACAAUAUGAAAAGGCUGGGCUAUUAAAACAGCCUGUAUCCUUCUCCAUGUGAAAUACUUGAUUCUGAUUGGUCGAAAUCCCAUUUUUAUUUUGAUUUGUGUGUUUAAGUGGAAACAACCUGACAAAACUCUGUAUAUCAGAUAGGGGUGGGAGAAAAAAUCGAUACAGCAGAGUAGAACGAUAUGUUGUCUGGUGAUAGAUCGUAUCGUCUCAUUUACCAAGAAUCGAUUUUUCAAAUUAAUCGCUAAUAUGAAGUCAAAUCUAUGGUAAUGGUAAAAUCAACUGUUUGUCCAGUGAGGUUAGAGGAGGUGACACUAUAGAGCAGGAGAAAGUUAGUGCAACAAAUAUAUAUAAGGUUUGCAAGAUGUGCUACAUGAAAAUAAAAUACAGUGUAAAUAAGACAAAUAUAAAGAAGCGCCAAAUGCUAAAUUAGCUAAACAGUUGAAAAAAAAAAAAAAUCGCAAUGAUAUCGUAUCGUCGCCUAAGUAUUGUGAUAAUAUCGUAUCGUGGGACCACUGGUGAUUCCCACCCCUAAGACCGGGUCAGUUUGGGGAUGGGAGUUCAGCACAUUUUAACCCUGCUUGUUGACACUGUGGUAAAAACAUCAGUUUCAUACAUCUUAAGCUGUUUCUGAGUGUGGACAGUUAACCAGGUUUAGCAGAGGGGUCUGAUUUCACUCUGUCAGGACUCUAGCUCGCAGAACCACAUGCUCACUUUGCAUUAUCUCUACUUAUGAAAUACUUUUGAGAGGUUUACACCAAAAAAAAAAGAUUAUCAUGUUUAAAUCUCCACAUUAAAUAUGUGAUGGAAACAUAAAAGCUCAAAUAAAGGCAUAAAGUGAAUCACUUGGUUGUCAACUUGCUUUAAAACCCAAUCCUAAUCCUCAGAUCAGAUUCUCACUUUGAACCUGCGACACAGAAGGACCACAUUGUUAAAACCCCAAGACAAAUACUCCUUAGAUAUUAGAAGAGAGGAGAGAGAAGGCAGAGGCAGCCUACGCCUCAUGGUGUCUCGUAGCACGUAAACAUUAAUAUAAAAACAAACAGGACAUUACUCAGUACAGGGUUUAUUAUUGAUCCUCUUCUCGCCCUGGAAAACGUGCCUGAACUGGUGUGUCCGCCGCAGAUAGGUCAGCACAUGUGUGAGUGUGUGUGAGUCUGCUGUUUGUAGUAAACGCAUUCCAGCAGUCAACCAACAGUACGGGCCUGUGCCUGAGGGGAGAGCCCACACACACACACACACACACACACACACACACACACACACACACACACACACACACACACACACACACACACACACACACACACACACACACACACACACACACACACACACCACGCGGUACAUUCAGGUCAUUCUUUUCCCUCAGGUUUGUGGUUGAGACAUGCUCCACACUGUCCCUUCUAGGUCACGUUUCAGGUAAAGAGAGGACUCCGGGGCCUCAUUACAGGAAACACUCCUCACUGUAUGAAUCAUCCUAUCAACUUGCUCUUAUAGCAGCGUCUUAUCUUAACCCAAAGCUGGUAUUUUAUCUCAGCAUAAAGCUCCUGUGAGGGGUUUUAAGCCGGUUAUGAAACAGACCAAACUCUGCUGAUAAGUUUGACUAUUCAGAGUGUUUUUUUUUUGUCAGAAAACACGACCCAAACAUAAUCAGGCGAGAUUAGCAAAAGUUCAGACAAGAGCUGAGUUUCGUGUCUGGCAUUUUACUUUGCUCGCCCUGUUGUGUACAUGUUUGUGUGUUUUUGUCACUACAAAGCUGUCCCUCUGCUCUCUGGUUAAAUGGUGACUAGAUAACACUGUCUUUUGACAUUUGCACAGGGGUAAAGUGGGCAUGUGGGAUUAAACAUGUCUGUGGAAAAGAGGAGAUGCAGCAAGCAGGAUGGAUCAUAAUAGCAGAGAAGGUUGAAUCAUCUUUAUACGACUUGAUUAGCCUCUCAGGUACAUUUUGACAAUCGUUUUAACUGAGGGAGAAUUUCAAGAGUCAAAACUCUGUAACUCUUUCUGUCCCACCCUUUAAAGCCUGGUUUAUACCUCUGCAUUAAAUCCACGCCUUAGGUUUAAGCUGCACUCUUUCUAUGCAGAAGUUCAUGCACACAGCCUGACAUGCAUCUCCUCAUAAACGCAGCUACACGUCAAAACAAGGCAGACUCCAAGCUCUGUGAUUGGUCCCCGGGGAAGCAUAAUAAUUUCCUGCAUUUACUACUUUUGUGGUAUCGCAGCAGCAUUUCCCGAGUGCUGCCUAGACCCAGUAGCUGUACACUCUGUGUCUUUAGUCAUCUCCUCUUUUUUUUUUUUUUAUAUCUUUCCAGAGAUUUUAACAAAACCGUAAACUGUGGUUGCACCGCAGAAACAUACGUCUGUUUCUGCUUCUUAAAAGGACGGUUUCCUCUCCACACUAGAUGCUGCUCAGUGUUUUUUCUCAUAGUGGAUUUAUGUAGGGUUUCCAUACUUAGAGUACACUCUAGAUUUUCUGUUUCUCUGAAGUGAAUUUCGGCUGCACACAUUAAAACUGAUGAUGGUUUCUGCUCAAAAAGGACUAAUGUGGAUUUUCUUUUCACUGGUGGAUGACAUUUCCCAUCCAUUAGAAAGAACUGAAAUAAGUCAAAGUGAAUAAAAGAAGUUUUUAUGAACUUUAAUGUCCAUGAACCUUCUCUGCGUCAAAAAAAGUUAAAUUUUCAACCAACUUUAUGUCUAUAUUUUGCAGAACAAAUGUCGAAAAUGUGAAUUCCAGGCUUCUUGAAAGCUCACUUUUUCAAGAAUAAAUUAAGGUGCCUCCAUCUAAACUUCGAGUUAUCUUCUCUUAGUUGACACAGUUCUCCAAACAGCUUCAAAUUGCCAACAAAAAGUCAAAAACAAUGACAUUUUUUUCCAAACCAAACCCACAUUAUCAACCCAAAGUGAGAUAAGACAGGUUUCAGACUGUGGAAGUGUCUGUCUGUCUGCGCAGAGGCCUACGUCUGGUUAUUUAUAGUCUGUGAAGUGUGAAACUUGUUUGAUUGUCCCACAGGCAGCUCUGAAAAUGUUAUGUCUCAUACUGGAGGCCCGUAAUUUAAAUGCCACUCAGAUUCCUGCGAGUCGCAGCUCCUUUCCGCUCCAUCGCUGUGAAAUUAAAAAUGGAAACAGUGAGUUACAGCGCGACUCCCGAGCGUCUUCAUCUCGCAAAAAACAGCCAUGUCAUUGGAUUGAGUAAUGAUUCCAGCAGUGCCACAGAGAAGGGGAGGAAGAGGAGGAGGAGGAGGAGGGGCAGAGUUGUAAAAAAUCACUUGGUCAUGAUUUUUUGUUUCUCCCACAAAAAGAGGAAGACCACGGAAACCACUGGGCAUUGUAGGAGCUGCUGUUGGUUUUGGGAAGAGGCCCCGUAUAGGCGUCGUCCUAUCAUGCCUGCUUUGAUCCGCAUGCAUUUGCAUGGCAGGGCAAAGAACACAGUUAACAGUUGAACGGGUCAGAAAAAAAGGGCCAGCACCGGCGUGGAUUGUUGGUUUUUCUCUCGCUGCCAAAAUUUGCUCCACCAAGUGAGUUGCUGUUGCAGAGACACAGAAGGGGGGGAGGGGGGGGGGAUGGGUUUCUGGUGUGUGGUGAAAAAGUCCAUCUGGGAUAUAAUCAUAGGUUUAGUCUUAAAGCAAACUUUCAGGAAACAUUUGGUGAAAAUCAGCCACUUUGUUGACCUAACUUUACCUUGUCUGACUCGAUUUUGACGGCCAACAUCCUCAAAAACAAAAAAAGAAAACUCCUCUUCAAAUUUACCAACGACUCUAGUAUCCCCUAAAGUUUUAUCAACGUAGAGUCAGACGACUCUAGGCUAAUAAGCAAACAGCUAACGGAUGAGCUAAGAGAGCCGGAGCGUCACCCGGCUAAUUUAAAAGAGGAGGUAGUGAAAGGGAUUAUCCAGGGAUCAGAGUUCAAUCCAAAGCUUGCAAAACAUGCUCAGUGUGCAGCCCUCCAUUGUUUCAAACACAAUCCUGCGUUUCGAGACACAAUUCAAUCAAACAGUGCAAUCAUAAUAAACAACAUGCUGUGACUCUUGUUAGAUUUGUUCAGAGUUAAAGAGUUGUACCAGAUAAAGAGUGUUUUUUUAUUUUACUUUGGCCUCUAACAGCGCUGGAGAAGAGUUAAGAUGUCACAGAGACUUUUUAAAAUGGCGAAAAAUUGGCGAUUACAGCGCUGCACCAUAAUGCCAGUUCCAAUGCUACACAUUUUGAGGUGGAGUGACUCAAACCCAACAUUACGCCUCCGCCUCUCUGCGUCAUACAUGACUUACAAGGCGUAAAUCUGGCAUUGUUUUUCCGACCUGGAAGGCUUCGGUCAGUCGUUUGGCUUACCUGACUGUUUUGGCAGCUUUGAUUGCGCCUCUAAUCGCAUCGACACAAAUUGGCUUUCAGCGCAAAUAGAAAACAACUUAAAAAUGUUUACUUCAUGAGCCUCGCAUCACCAAUUAUUUACAGAUCCUCCCGUCUGGGUAAAAAUAAAUGAACCCGUGUGAAUCCGUUUGGUGUCAGCGCACACUUUAGUGACCUUAGCUAAUAAUUAAACCUUCAGCUCAACCUGUUUUGGUCUUUGAGUGAAAACAAAGCUCCUUAAGUGAUCCAGUGAUGCCAAAUGAAACCAGUAUGUCACGGGGUCUUCAUCUCCGUAUUGAUCCUAGUUUGUGGUCUUUAAUUUGUCCUGCCUGACUCGUCUUUUCCAUAGCCUACUUCUUUCUGUGUUUUGCCCCCCCACCCUCAGCAGUACUCCAGUGAAGACAUGGAAAGUCAUUAACAAGUGCCCCCUUUGUUGCCGAACAAACACAGAUGGUAUUUGGCUCACGCAUGGGGGAUUAGCUGAACCCUGGGCCGGCCGGGGAAGCAGGCAACCACUUUACAAAGAGCUGCGUGGGUGACAGAAUAUUUCUUGAACUGACGGUCUGGAGUGAAAACCGGUCCGAGUCGUAAUCCUGGUAAUUGCUCAUGUAGCGUUAGGGACCAGUUUCCACUGUCAGGAAUGGGGUUACCUCAAUUUGAGGCCGUGGGUGGAGGGUUAUGGAAAAGCUGAAGAAAGGCCUGCCGUGCCACCAAACAAGGCAGCAACACACACAUCUCCUCUGGCCCCCCCUAGUGCUGUGGGGGCGUGAAUGACAGCAGCGAGGAGGGGGGGCAGGACGGAGAACAAACCCCUGUUUGUUCUCUGGGCGAGGCGUUGACUGCAGCGCUGACAAGAGGAGUGACCUUCUGCUUUGUUUGAACAAGAGGUCAAAGGUAGAGCCGUGCCCCAGUGCAUUGUGUGCCUUGUAGUGUUUGGUGGCACAUUUGGAGCGCCGAUCAAUUCAGGAGAAAAAAACAUAGAAAUACUCCGAGUAGUUGUUAUCUGCUGCUUUAGUUGUAGUUUUUAGAGGGUCAGAUGUGAAGAAAGAAGAUAUUUACUCGGGUGGUUGUGUAAAAGAAGUAAACGUUCAACUUUGUCAUUCCUACAAGUCCUUUCUGCACAAAGCCAACGCCAUAUGAGGGUUACCAUAAAACUGACAUUAUUCCAUCAUAAUCAUCCGUUAUAUAUUUUCCUGUAUUGUAACUUGAAGUUGUCUGUUGGAUGGGAAUUGUCCGCACAAGUAUAAAAAAACCAAGGACACUGAAAUUUGUGUCGAAGUUUCUCUGUUUGCUGCGGUCCAAAUCAAAUUCAGUUUGUAACUUCCAGAAAAACUGAAAAGGAUGAAAACAAAGGCUUUUGUGUUGACAUGUCUGAGAGAUAUUUGAAAGAGAGGUAUCUGAAAACUUGAUUUAUGUCUUGGUUUCAAGGACAUGUAAGCACUGAGGUUUUCCUAUGUUGUUGGCCUAACUCUAUGGUGUUUGAGAUGGAGAGCAGUCUUCACCAGUCGGACAAGUUAGAUCGGAAAAUCACAUGAGUAGCAGAAGCAGGUAGCAAAGGAGCUAUUCAACUCUCGGACACUAUUAUCCUGGGGGUCAUGAUUAAAGCUAGUAUCAUAAUUAGCUUUCUAACUAGCCUUGCAAUCCACUAACACACGCUUGUUCCACUUCCUUGUUUCGAAAAGAGGAAAUCAAUUGAUUGUUCAUUGUUAAGAUAAAUGUCUUAUUUUUUGCUUGUAUGUUAAUAAUUGCACUUUAACUAAAAGAAAUUAUGUUUGAUCCGAUCACUCGAUUAAUCGAUGGAAUAUUUGGUAGAAUACUUGAUUUCUAAAAUAUUCUGCAGCCCUACAAUCGAGACAAAUGUAAAAGCGACAAUGUAUCCAUAUUUCUGUGACAUGUUUAAUAGUUUAUUGGGUUUAAGUGUGUUAAAUGUGGUUUACUUUGUGCUGUUACCAACCUGGGUCAUUGAAAUGUGUCUGUUAAGUGGUUGUGAACAAAUCCAUCAUACAUAAUGACUUCUCAUCCAUACCCAACCGAAAAAACGAGGGAUGCAUUACUAUAAAAUAAAAUAUAAUAAAGCAUUAAAGUUUUAGUGCUUUGACUUCACCUCUAUGCUUCAGACAUGCUGGUGGAGGUGUUUGUCUGUGUUGUUUUUAUUAUCUCUGCUGGUGUGAAGCCAAACAGUUUAAAUGUGAGAGAACAGACACUCAGCGUGAGCUUGUUGUCAGCUUGGCUGUGAAGGAAAGUAAGGCACCUGCAGGGAAACACACCUGUUCACCCCUGAGCCCAUGACCCUGAAUGUGCAUGUGUGUGUUCAUGAUUCACUGAGCAUGUGUGUGUGUAGAUCAUGCACCAACUGGGGCAAAGACACAAAAGUAAACACGAGCACUGACUCAUAGCGGGCUAAUGAUUUACCUGAAUGGCUGUAUUCUCCUCACUUCAGACAAACACAAGCGCGCGGUUUGACUGACAGGUGUGUUUUUUUAAUUACUGAAAUGGAAAAAGUUUCAAAAACGUGUGCGAAGCUUUCUCAGAGUGCGUGACUGAGUGUGGAGAGGAUGUUUUGCUCCACGCCGCAGAGUUAACGUGAAACAGUUCUGCUGUUGUUGUGUCUGGAUGAUCUGCCUCACAGCACAGCGAAGGUCAGAGAGUCCACCGUGCUUCAGUUUCCAAGGGAAGUUGGACCUCUCUGUUUUGUAUUUGCGCACACACAAAAAAAGGGCCUAACUUUGCACAGAUAAGCAUAAAAACACACAGCAAAUUUUUGCUUCCAGGCAGGCUGCUUUCCUGCGAUUAAACAAGCAGAUUAUUAUUAUCACGUCAAGACUGACAACAGGAAGCUGGAGGAUGUUCCCAGAGUGUUUCUGCCUAAUCUGUUCUGGAAAUCAGCACGUCUAGAGGAGCGUGAAAUGAGAGGGGAGGCAUUUUGUGUUUAUGAGUUCUUAUCGCAUUCUGCUCAUUCCAGAUUUGUGGCAAAGCAGAUGGAGAUAAAUGUUAGCAGAAGAAUGUGAAACAGAAGUGGAAACAAGAUGCAAACACGCCGCUACAGAUCAGUCACAGAGGCAAACACGGCAAAGAGGACGUGUCUAAUCGCUGGGACAGUCUAUGAGGUUUCAAGUGCGUGUUUGUGUUGAACCCCGACCCUGCUGAUUUACGGCUGUCAUUGUGUUGCUGUACCUGAGAUGAAAAAGCGCUUGUUUGUUUGAGAUGUUUUCCCGUCAGCGCACCGUCACUGACUGCUUCAAGAAUGAACUAUAACCUGGGGGUGUUCCAACAAGGGUACCUCAUGAUUAUUGGAGCUUUGACUCGAUUAUUGGUGCCACGAUUCUUCGAUUAUUGCCAUUUUUAAUGUUUUUUCUCCUACAAGAUCAAUUUUGUCUUCAUCUGUGGCUACAUUUGUAAAUAAAUAGCCUAUCAAUUAACUCAGUUCCUCUAAAACUACACUCAAUAUGUAAAUAAGGUUUUUAAACAUUUGACUUGGAGACACAACAUAUUUUAUUUUAUGACUGCAUGACUGUUAUGUUUGUGAUGUUGCUGAGGUACUUUAUUUUUGCAAAUCUUGAGGACAAAAAUUCUUGCACAACUUCACCAACUUCCAAGGUGCUUAGAGAAAAAGGAUCUUAAGGAGGUCCAAAGAGCUCCAGCAACACUUGUAGUUCAGGAAAACAUCUUUAUUCAUUUGAAAUGUGUUGGUGGAAUAAAGCUGUUUUCCUGAACUACAAGUGUUGCUGGAGCUCUUUUGACUUCUUUGCAAAUUUUGCAAAUCGCGCAAGUCUUGUCAGUCGUCUUGUUUGCUCUCUCAUAAAAUCCAAAGUACUUCCACACGGUUGCAGUCAGCCCUGGUGGCGAGAGAAUUGACCGCUCUUUGGAGGCAGCUGAAGCUGUUGCCAUUUUAAAAAGAAACUAACAUGCUCUGAUUGUUGUGGUCCCACUCACUAAACAGUCCGGGCGGUGUGCGUAAAGGUUCCGGUUAUGUGUCUUUUUGUUCUGGCCUUGAGGCAAAGCAUCAAUGUUAUUAUUUAUUUAUUUUAAGCAUCACGUUAAAUAAUCGGUGCCGAAUCGUUACUUGAAGUAUCACGAUGCAUUGACACAAUAAAUUGAACCCACCUCUACAAUUUCCAAACCACAUCAGGGAAGUUUAUCCUCAGACUAAAGGGAAAGAGUCCUCAAGUAAGAUAUGAAAGAGUUUUUGUUAGACCAGAUUUAAAUCAAAGGUGCACCAGACUUAGUUUGAUAAUUAAUUGAUUAAUCUGGUUGUCUUACGACUUUAAUUCACUGUAAAAUGUUCCAUACCUUUACUGUGAUUGGUAAUUAAUACAGAGCAGUGGUUGCUGUAAUCGAAGUUCACUGUAGAUUACUGUUGAGCUUUUGUUUGUGCAGACACUGAAGUUAAUGCUAAUCUGAGUCUUUAUCGUGUGACACUGAACUGACAUAGAUCCUAUUCUCUCUCCUUAAUCCUCUAUCCAAAACCUCUUACCUCCCCCAGUCCUCAUGUAGAAAACAGAUCAUGAAUUUGAUUGUCUUCAGUUAAAAACUCUUAUUGUUGUGCGCCCAGUUUAAUCUCCAGAGAUUACUAAUUGAUGGACCAACAAAACCAGUAAGAAUCUGGGUAAACCCCGCAGAGGAGCGUUACAGGAUCUUACUGGGAUUAAGAAGUCAGUGUGUUAAUUUGCGCUCUCUGUUCUCCUCACUCGGCCUAAAAGGAUGACGGAGGAUUGAGAGUGAAUCGUAUUGUAGUUUGCUGUAAAUAGACGUCGACAGGAAAUGCGCCUCAUCGGAGAUAAUCCAGCCGUGUAGUAGUGACAGGAGCCGCCGUUUAAAACGUCCUAAUGAGUGUCACUUACCAAGGUGAGAGGAUUGAGACGCUAUUUUGAGGAUAUCUCAGAACAGGAAGGAUGCUGCUUGACAUUUACAGUAUGUACUGAAUGAUUAAUCCUGUGCUAAUAAUAAACUGAACAUGAGUGAAAGACAUUUCAUUUACAGCGUUUAUUCGCUGUAUUUUCAUGGCGAAAGCUUUCCUUGUGCUGCAGGCUUAAAAGUGACUGAUUUAGCUCUGAUAGAUUCAGGUUUAAAGCUGUAAAAAUGGAGGGAAUAGUUCAAAUUGUUGUGCUUUAAUAUAAAUGAUCAAGUAUGAGGAGAGAGAGGAAGAAAUCUGGAGGGAAGUUGAGUCAUUUUUGGUGUUAAACAACAGAUUUGUUAAACUCAUUCGCUGUAGUUAGCAUCCAGCAACUUAGUGUUUGAGGAAGAGGUCUCAUUUGAAACUUUUCCCUGUGCAAAGCUCGGGUGCUACAGUUAGCCUAUUAGACAUGUUUGUUUUUGGUAUUUGGACCGAUAUUCCACCUGAUUUUCAUACAGUGUUGUCUUUUCCACUCUUUUCAAUCUGACUUGGGAUCCACCCAUCCGAUAUUUGAUAUCGGUACCGGUCCUGAUACUGAAGAAAAUUCUCAAUUGGGUAUCGUGACAAUGGUCUAUUCAGUCUAACUCUAUGCUAUGCACCGUAAAUGGCAUCCACAAGUAAACAUGCUGAGCGGUCGCCACAUUAUUUUCAAAAUGGAGUGAGCGAAGGGGUCUGUUAUCUUGAACAAUAUCACAAUACCUCAGUUUACUAGCUCAACGGCCACUUGAAAUACCUGCGCAGUGGUGAACAAAAGAUAAUUCAGCUUCUCUGUAUUAGAACUGGAUCGGUAUCGGCCGAUACUAAAUUGUAGAUCUGUACCGAUGUUGGAGGUAAAAAAAAGCUGAUCAGUGCAUCCCUAAAUCUGACGCCAACAAAAUGAUGAUCCACGUCUUUAUGUUUGCAUUACAGCAAAACGCCAAAGUGUCAUUGAACACCCAACCUGGAUGGAAAAAUAGUCACAAUAAUCACUUAAUAACAAUAAUAAUAAUAAUAACUUUAUUUAUAUUGCACCUUAAAAAUCAGACGUUACAAAGUUCUUUAAGGUAGAAAAAGGCAGAACUCUGCGGACAAUGAAUCAAUCUGGUCAAACUAAGGCCAAAAGAGUCAGCUGAAAAUGCACCGAGGUUCAUGAAAAUAAAGCAGCACAAGGAAAGUACAGAUGAUAGAUGGAGAUGGAAAAAAGGAGGGUAGAUAGGAUGGAUGAAAGAGAAAGAAUGGGAGUAAAUGAAAGCAUGAGGAGAUGUUAAACGCAGGAUUAAAACAAUGAGAAACAGGAGAGGAGAGUUAGAACAGCAGAGAUUAAAACUAGUUAAAUAAGUACUGUAAUUGUAAAAUAAGUGUGUAGAUAAAAUAGAAUGACAUAAAUAAUAGAAAGAAAGCAUCGUGUAAAAGCAAGUCUUAAAGAGUGAGUUUUAAGAUGUUACUGAUUCAGCACGCCUUAUCUCCUCGGGAUAAUAGUUUAAAAAUAGACAAUCCAGGGUUUCACUUGAGUGAUGAUAAGACACGCCAACAUAUGGAACAAAUACGUCUUAACCUGCAUGUUUCAACAGGAAUAAUAAGCUGCUCCAGUUCGACAUUUAUCUUGCGAAAUGUAGCAACACAAUCUCAAAGUAAAAAAAAACACUGAUAUAUGAUCACAUCCAAAUUUUCUGUGAGCUCUCUUCUCCCCCCGCAGAAAACCUCCAACACAAUAAUCAACAUGAACCCAUUCAGCUCAUAAAAACAAGAGCUACGGUUAAUCUGGAUUUUCAUUUAUAGUCUGAAUAAAGCAGCAGCGUGAACGAAUCAUGUUUGCAGAAAUAACCUCAGAGCACAGCACACUUGAUCCAACUUAUGAAUAUUCAUUUUCAGCUUCUGGAGGAGUCUUUGGCGUGACCGCAUCAUGAUGUUUGUGCCAAAGAAAAUAAGAGAAGAAAAACCGGCUGAGGAUUGUAGAUGAGGCUCAUGAAUUAAAGGGAAAAGCUUGAACUAAAGAGAAACAUUUAGUCACGUUCGCGGCUAAAUGAGGAUCUCUGCGUCUGUUUUAACUGUUUGAUGUCUCGAACAUCGACAAGUACAACUCAUCACUGUGUUGUUUUUCCUGUAACGCUUUUAUUCUUCAUGUUUCUGAGCAGUGGAGUCAGUCUUUAAAGACAGUAAUAGUUUUAAGCACGGCCAAUAUCAUUAUAUCAUUGAUUGCACGGCCCCCAGCUGUCUCUGAAAACCGAUCCAGCUCUUAGCAGAACCACAAAGAGCUGUCACUCUGCCAGCGGUCUUUCUUAUUCCCGUAUUUACUCUUUCUUCAUCCCUCUUCGCCUUUGAUGAAGAGACAUGCCAGCGAUAUUUAUUUCAUGGGCUUAGUGGAGACAGACAGCGUGGGUUUUGUGCUAUUCUGUAGCUUUGUCUGAAGUGCGGGAGGUUGAAGUCACAGGUGUGAACACACCGUCACGAACACACACACCACCCGUCCCUGCAACACAUUUGGCUGCAAAGUCACCCCUGACUCCAAUCAGGCAUUUUGGUAGACGCCACAGGAGGAAACAAUGGGCGCUCGAUUCACAGCCAAGACAGCGGGCCAGGUUCUGCUAGAGAAGAGAGGGAGAAAAAUGAGAGCUUGUUUCUCUCUGACAAUGUCCAAUCAAGAUAUGCUGCUCCUGAUUAGUCAGAUUUAGACAUCCAUGAAUAUUUACAAGAGGCGGACCAGUCUCAGUUUUUAUAAUAGAGAGCAGGUCAGCCAAUCGAUGAUGUAUAAUGCGAACAAUGCCACAUUGUUGUUGAUAUUCAUGAAUUUGUGACCUUUUUUUACUUCACCGCGCUUGUUGAUGAGACAGACCUCCAGGAGGCGAUAUUUUUUUCGUAGAAUGGUAGGGAAAGGUCCCGCCUCCUUUGCCUCUGAUUGGCUAGCAAAGCUGGAAACGUCAUCUAACGCUCAAGCUGAGCGCAGGCUGUCGGCUCUGUACAUCAAACAGAACAUUAUCGCAGUUCUGAAUCUCCUAACCCAACCCCAACCCUAACCAGACAGACAAUGACGUUUUACAGCCAUAAGGAAUAACCAAUUGGAGCCCAGCACUUCUAGCCAAUCAGAGGCGAAGGAGCAUCCUACAAAAAAAAAAAAAAAAUUGCGGCCGGCUCUGAAGUCACACAUCAAUGAAUGAAACCCCGGCGGGUACGUCACAGCUAAUCAGCGGCUAGCUACGGUUAGCUAGUAAGCUAGUAGUGCCGUUUUUUUAAGUUCGUCAUUAUUUAUUAAAGCCACACAGCGAUGCAAACCAUAAACAUUUCUUAUAAAAAGCACUAUGUGUGAUGAAUUGUCAUAGUUUUUACACUUCAGGAGACCAACUUCACCCCCCGGGCAGAGAUAACACAGACUGCACCGAACGUUGUGGUGUGCAGCAAUAAGAACAGUGCUGACUUCUGCUGGGAUUUUCAAAAUAAGACAUUUCCACAAUGAAAAACAAUGGUUGCAUCCCAAAUUUAACAGGAACUUACCUGAACCUGAACCUAGGUGAUCAUUCAUUAAAUUUUUGUAGACUGAUAAAAAUAAAAACACAAGGUGAAUAUUUGGGUUUUGUCCAUUUACAUUAUAACCACAUACACAGGUCUGUCUUAACUGAGGUGGAUUUGUUCUCUCCUACUUUUCAGGGGUGCUGAAGGACUACCUUCGCGAGCUGCCCUACCCUCUGAUCACCAAGCCGCUGUACGAAGCCGUGUUGGAGUCCAUGGCGACGAGGCCUCUGCGGAUAGGAGCGUCAGGUUGUGAGAACGACUCGGCCGACUCUGAACACACCGUCGGUCUGCUGGAAAACCUGCCGGAGGUGGAGAGGGUGAGGAGCAGAAACUUGACCUCAGAGUCUAAAAAUGCAGUCACGGGCGUGUUUGUGAAGGGGCUAAUUGUGGUUUAGAUAAUUAUGAUGAUAAAGAUGAUACUGCAGAUCCUCUUUUACGUCGACUUUUACAUCAGGUAGAGCUGUCUCACACUUCACACUGCUGAUACAGAGAAACUUUUCUGCUUUCUGUUAUUAAACUAAUCCAAGUAAUGAUGUUUGACACAGAGGGAAAACUCAAAGUCCAACUGAUGAUGAAUGUCUAGCUUAUUAUAUAAUAAUAUUAACACGUAUUUUAUGGGUUUUUUUUGCUUUAGAUGACUCUGCGGCGGCUUCUCGACCACCUCAAGUUAGUAGCGUCUUACCAGGAAGUGAAUAAGAUGACCUGUCAGAACCUGGCGGUGUGUUUCGGCCCGGUGCUUCUCAGCCAGCGCCAGGAGGCGUCCUGCCACACGAACCGAGUCUUCAUCGACUCCGAGGAGCUGGCCAGCGCGCUACACUUUAAAAAACACAUCGAAGUCCUGCACUACCUGCUGCAGCUCUGGCCAGGUGAGACACGGUUUGGGGGUUCGUGAGCGCCGUUAUAGUGAUCUGGGUCAAAUGCAGUGGGGGUUUAUGGGGAUCUGUAUGUUGAGUGGUUUUGCACAAAUCAGCGCCAGCUCUGUGGUUCGGCUCUACAAAGGGCUGUAAACGGGCGGGGCCGCUUUGAUCCAUGAGGUUAUCCACCACUGGCACGAGUUCAGCUCGGAUAGCCACGGGCAACCAUCUGUUGGCUUCCUCAAAGGCGAAACUCUCAACAGACGGCUUCAUGAGCCAAUCACAGCUCAGGAAAUAAGCCCCAGUGUAAAGCAGACUUUUGAGGUGUGGCCCCCGUUCUUUCGGGUAAAUCACAAACCAAGGACGGCGAGCAGACAGAUACCCAGCAGCAGCUCCUCUCGCCACAGGUCAUCUGUCUGCCUGCACAGCUGCUCUGGGCUCGCUGCAGCUGUCUGCUCAGUGUGAGAGAUGAAGGAGCCCGCAGAUUAAUCAGCUGUGAUGAAAAAGAGCUGCAGGCGGUCAAAUUUGUAUCAGUCACUGCAACUAAUUCCAUAUCUUAUAACCUGAGGGGUUCGAUUUUUGAAGGUUUGUGUUCAGCCUGUUUUUAAUCAAUCUGUGAGGCUGGCAGUGACUUCUGGGCUGCAGCUCCAGACUUAUGCAAGAGAGGAAAUUGGACUGAGGAUUACAAACACAGGAAAACAUGAAGCUGUGCGACUUCUGCUGCGAGAAGAAUGACUCCACCUGAUUGUAGGGGAAAAAAAGUAAACCUCUGUGAAUCAAUCAGACUUUUUAGGAUAUUAAGAUGACAGAACCGUUUAUAAAAUUUUAGAUAUGCACAUUUAUCAACCCUAAUGAACGCUGCAAACUAUGAAAAAGAAACAGUCAUACUAAAUGCACUAAACUCCUAAAAGUGUCUUUUCUUUUAGGAGUUUAGUGCAUGUGUUUGAAUUUGAAACAGCUUGAAUUUUCACCCCAAAUUUGUCUGGGAUUUUUCCUGGUAUAAAUCUCCCUGUGAAGUUGGGUUGAGCUUGUGUGAAAAGAAAUAAGCAGCGGAAAAUUCACUGUGAGCGAGUGAGCAGGGGUUGUAUCACAGGAACGGUGGAAACCCAGUGGACCGGUGUGUAUCAGGAUGAUUAAAAAAACAUCCGAGGUUGAAGAGGGAGGAUCAUUUUCCUGAGAACUCGUCCUUCUAUGCAAAGUAUACUGACAAGUGUUAGUGCAAAAACAGUCAAAGUAGCAAAGGUGUCAGUUGCUUAUGUUGUCCACAUUACACUGCAGCUCGCACAGCAUGCUUUUGGUGGCAUGUCCUGCCUCCUGAAAAUCUUUAUAUAUGUUACCUUUUAUAAAAAUCAGAUGCAGGUCAAAGUGUUUGAAGAAAAAAACUAAAAUUAAUUAAAAAUCAUGGGACAUGUCGGAAACAACUUCUGCUCUGUCCUCACUAAAUAAAGGCAAUAAAAGCCCAAAAUGUAACUUGAAGAUACAGAAUUAGAUCAUAAUAAAUAAUGAGAUAAAAAGAAAAAGAAAAAACUUAAAGAUACAUGUAAGCAUAAAAUAAUAUUAAAGUAAAGUUAGAAAAGUAAUAAACAAUAUAAUUUAUAUGAAAUAUAAAGAUAAACCAAAUUUCCAGGUGCAGCAUUGAUUGUUAUCAGGAAAAUUUUAAACUUUUUUCGUGAUUAUUACAUGAUUGUGUAUCUGGACACUCCUGUAAAAGAGGUUUUUUGAUCUCAAUGAAGCUUUUCUGGUUAAAUAAAUUAAAUGAAAAUUACAAUAAUUGAUGUAAAUCUGCAAUCCAAUCAGUUCCCUGAUCUAUUACUGUAAUUAAUAAUUUAGCUGGAAUCAGACAUUAGUGAAUAAAUCUGUAACAUUGUGGUGUUAUCUGUGGAUGUAAUGUCAGUCAAAGCCAGCCAAACUUCAGCGUUAAGUGCUUUUUAGUACUUUUGUUUACCAUCUUUGACUCUGAUAUCACAGGAGCAGCUUUAACUACACCUGCUGAAUGAUAUCUGAGGAAUAACUGAGUCCAUGUCUGUCUAAGCUUCUUAGUUUAACUACAUCCUGGAUUCAUUUAAGGUAAAGCUUCUCUGGUUUACAUCAAUCUGGGGAAGAAACACGCAGAUGGGGAGCCUGAGUGCAGCUGCAGGAUAAGUCAGCAAAGACUUUUUUCCGUCAGAGGACAGAGCAGAUCUGCAGACGGUGAAGAAGGGUGGUGGGGUUAAGUGGUCUGCAGAAAAAGGUUUUUAAUCUAUAGUUGACGCCUGUACUUAUCCUGUACUCCUGCCUGCAGCUGAUGUCACAGAGCUUGUGCCUAUAAUGACCCCUAACAGCCUUGACGGAGCCUCCAGUCCAGGUUCAAGCCUCUGUUUACACCCUCAAAAACACCCCCAUUCAUCCUGUUUCCCCAGCUCAGAGCGAAGGACGCCUGGACUGUAAUUAAAGACAUUCCAGGUUUAACCUUAGCCCUCAGCCCCUCAAGCUUUACCCUAAAAUUUCACAAUCACUGCAGGGGUUAUUUUCAGCGUCCUCACGCCCCUCACGCUCACGUACCGGAGCCUCGGAGGCACCAUCGCUCACGCCUUAGAGCGUGCACAGCCUCGGGCAACAGGAGGUGUGAGCGAGCGUGAGCAUAUGUGUGCUGAAGAGGCUGAGAGGGGCGUCCAGAGUGAAUUAUGUAUUUUGCCAACUGUAUGUGUGAACAGAUGGUUGAACAGACAGAAUGAAGAAGAAGCGAAUGUGGGAGUUUGUUGUGUCUGCGCUCUUGUUUGUAUCUCGUAUCGUGUGCAGGGAUAACACGUCUCAAGCCACCAUGUUUUCUUUGUUCGAGAAAAUCUGCGCUUUACUCAUAGUUUGCGUCUGCUCUCUGCAUUCACGUUAGCAGCUGACGAGUAAUGACUUUAAUCACGCCAUCAGUGAAUCAUGUCUGAAAUUCAAUAACAUGUUGCCUCUUAAAAGGAGGAUAAUUUCUGUUUGUUUUAGGAGAUAAUUGUUUGGAUCUUUAACCUCAGAAAAGCUGCAGAGUAUGCAACAGCUGCAUGUAAAUAUACUGAAAUACUGCAUCAGCAACUGGCACUUCAUCAGGAGUCUCUUAGUGGAGAAGAGCUUCAAAUACAAACGCAUCUAAAAAGAUAAAAAAAUUUUCCAUUAGUAUUCAAAGAUAGUGAGAAUUUAAUGAAUUCUGGACUCAUUACAGGCAAAAUUAAAUGUUUCAAAUGUUAAUUUGAUAAUCCUGGCCUGCAGCUUAGAAAAUAUUGAAAACAUUAAAAAAAAUUAUUUGAGUUUUGAGUAAAUGAUUGUCUGUAGGUCUAAUUUAGCAUGUACAGGUACAUUCUUGAAUGGACAAUCACAGAAGGUCAUUGCUGAAAAGACACGAGCAACAUUAUCAAGAAAAGUAGAUUCAGAAACUCAGGAGAUGCUGAUUUCCUUUUGCACCUGCCCACAGCGCCAAAACUUCAACCGUGUGGUUUGCUGCUUAUGGUACUGUGCUAGAUGGGAUUCAUGUCAGCUGACUCACCUGAGGGGUAUUUGUCAAAUAACCCAAAAAUACAGACAAGCUGAGAGACGCUAUCAAAGUAAACUGGGCGUCAGUAACACCUGAGCGGUUCAACUGGCUAAUUCAAAACCCGUCUGAGGCAGCAAUUCAUCGUAGAAAAGCCCCAAACAAGUACAAUGAAGAAACUUUUCAGAAGUUUAAUAUUUCUGUAUUUUAAUUUGUUCUAUUUUUUGGUUGAAAAAUGAAAGAUUGUCCCUAGGGUUAGGGUUAAGGUCCUUACAUACAGGGAACGAUGCAAAUAUACAACGCGAAAUUACGAAUGUUUUGGAGGCAAAUUUUGACGCGCCUGACUAUACACAUCAAGUGUGAUGCGAUUUUGUGACUUUGCAGAGGGGAAAGAAGACGUGUGAUUUGACCGUGAUAUGAAAAAAUAAAUGCCACGAUAUUGCAGGACGGGUAAACGUUGCUGAUGUGAACGCUUGUAUUGACAGGAUACUGGUCAGAAAAAAAAUAUUGACGUCCAAAAUAAUCGGACGAAAAAAACCUCCCGGUGUGUAAGGACCUUUAGGGUCAGGGUUAUGCCUUUUUAAAUGUUGAACUAUUCCUUUAAAGACAUUACUCACUGACUUGUGAACAUCUAAUUAAUAAUGUUUUUGUCUCUCUUUUUUUUUCCUGCUCCUCCAGUUGUGGACCCUUAUGGCCAGUCCUCCCAGCCCCCUGCAGCCUCUUCCUCUCCACCCUUACCUGACCAACACUCAGCUCCUCCACUGCGGCGGAGAAAAGAGCGCCCCCAGGUCCUGAACCUCUCCGAGGCAGAAAUGGCGGGUGUCCUACGUCCCAAACCAGGACGCCUGGACAGCCCUAGCAACCGCUACGCUGGCGACUGGAGCGGCUGCGGAGAGCGCUACUUCCCCUCUGACAUGCUGCUGCCUCCCAGCAAAGAGGAGGCGGACUAUGACGACGUGCCCUCCGAGGACACGGAGGCAGCUGAGGAGAGGCCUGAGGACCUCGAGGAAGAGAAGGGGCAGAAUUUAGGCGUCCCUGUGUCUGAUCCUGCUGAAGAGGAGCAACCUCUGAGACAGGAGGAGCUGGUAAAGGACGAGGAAGAGGAGAAAGAGGAGGAGGACGGACAAGAAGAGAGUGAUAGCUCGGGCAAUGUGGAGGACAAAGAGGAGGAGAGGGUUUGUGAACACAUCCUGCCUCCUCGUCUGCCCAAAGAGCACACGUACCAGGCCUACAUGAAGAUCCAGGACAUCAGCCCCGUGCUGAGCAACAGGGUCAACCUGAGGGACCUGCAGGAGAGUAUCGACACUCUGAUCGGAAACCUGGAGAGAGAGCUCAACAAGAACAAGCUCAAUGUAGGAUACUGA
Molecule: messenger RNA, 52923 nt
Organism: Xyrichtys novacula (pearly razorfish)
Lineage: Eukaryota; Metazoa; Chordata; Actinopteri; Labriformes; Labridae
Source: the annotation of a GenBank genome assembly